Xyrichtys novacula (pearly razorfish) is the source of this 55655-nucleotide messenger RNA. The record is from the annotation of a GenBank genome assembly. NCBI's taxonomy places the organism in Eukaryota, Metazoa, Chordata, Actinopteri, Labriformes, Labridae.
CACACCAGCAGGGGGCAGCUCUCCGAUAAACAGCAGCACAGUGGCCGCCGCUCACAAAUCCAAGAUGUCUGCGCCCUGAAGGAUGUUGCUAACGGCGUGAAGGUACAGGACAGUGGACAGGUAUGUUAAUAUCGACCUUUAAAUGAUUCUCCGGGGUUUAAUACGGUUCUCUCUGGGCUGGUAUAAAUAUUGUGUGAUAUUUGUAGUGUGGAUGCAGGUAGUGAGUCUGUAGUUUAUUAUUUGAAGUGUAACAGGACAUAAAGAGCCGCUGCUGUGUCUCUGAAUAAUGUUUGAUAGUCGGUCCUCUUUUACAGCAUGAUAAUACUGAUGCUGUUAUUUUCAGUAUUUUAUCAUUCAGUCGGACAUUGAGGUUUUUAACGGUGUAAUUCGGUGGAUUGAAGGAUAACUCAAACGGGAUAUUGAGACUAAGCAUGAAGACAGAAAGGUCCAUUAGAGAUGAACUAUGAGUUUAGUUUACUCGACAAAUAGGUCUCAUAGAGCUGUUUGUGUCAAUAUAUGAAAAGGGUGAACUACUGAGAGGGAGGGGAUUGAUCUUUUGUUACCAAUCGUUAACACCACCAAAGACCCCGACAGCAAAUUAACUUUUUAUUUCAAUCUUUAUGUUUACAUUUGAAAUGAACUCCUGAAAUAACCUUUUGUGAAACAAAGCAAGUAGAAAUCCACGAAAAGUCAUUAUUUCAUGUCAAACAUUUGACUGCAAUUACACACUGAAAGAAAUCCUGUAAACUCCACAGUGUUUAUUAUUUUAGCACCAAAGUUCUGCUGUUGUUCCUAUCAUCUCCUUGUGUGUUAUUUUCACUACUGAAGCUCACUGGGUAAAUUAUAAAAACAAUUUGACUGUAAGUAAAGCGUGUGGAUUUUGAAACACUAAGAUAAUAUCAGUGAGUUCUUUCUAGCAUUGCUGAGUUGGUGUCAAUCAGAACAGUUCGAGUUUUGUUACCCUUUAGUUAACAUUAACCAAGAAUCCUUUACUUUUACCAAUGGUUUCUUUACUUUUACUCAAUUAUUCUUUAAUUUUAUUUAGUUAACAUUAACCAAGAAUCCUUUACUUUUACUCAGGUAUCCUUUAAUUUUACCAAUGGUUUCUUUACUUUUACCCAUGGUAUUUUUACUUUCACUCAAGUAUCCUUUAAUUUUACCCAUGGUUUCUUUACUUUUACUCAAGUAUCCUUUAAUUUUACCCAUAUUUUUUUUUACUUUAACUUUUACUCAAGUAUCAUUUAAUUCUACCCAAGGAUCCAUUACUUUUACUCAAAGAUCCUUAAUUUUUACCCAAGGAUCCUUAAUUUUUACUCGAGGAUCAUUUACUUUUACCCAAGGAUCCUUUGAUUUUACCCACAAAUCCUUUACUUUUACCCAAGGAUCCUUUGAUUUUACCCACAAAUCCUUUACUUUUACUCAAGGAUCCUUUACCUUUCACCUUAACUUUUCUAAUCUGAAUCUGUAUCUACUGUACUGGUGCUGCAGUGCCACUGUUUUUGAAAUACAGUUAGAGCCAUUUUCCACACUUGGCAUUUAAAACAGCUUGAGAAUUUUAAGUAUAACCAAUAAUUUGAUGUUGGCUAUGGAUGACAUUUACCAUUUACCAUUACCAUUUUUUUUGACAUGGUGACUACAGCCAUAACUGUCUUGAGCUUAUGCCGGUCAUUGAUUACAGCACCACAUUUUUGGGUUGACAUCAGUAAAUCUAUUCUUCUAUCUGCCUGUCACUAGUUACCAUGCUGUAUAUAAAAUUAACACUUUGAUUUCUACCUAGCGUAACUUUUAGUGCUGACAAAUUGUUCUGGUGCAGCCAAAGCCUGGCCUAGUAGAGCUACAAAACCGACGUCAUACAUUUUCCACCAACAAAAAGGCACAUUUAAAUGACAGAUAAAGUGUCUUAAGUGUUGUUCGCUUAGGUUGGUAGAGUUCAUAACAGAACAGCUUUCUGUGAUGAUUUUAAGCAGACACUUGAGGCUGUUGAAUGUUGAAUAGCUCUUGUGUUGGUUUCCAUAACUUCCUCCAGCUGUUCCUCUGCGAAUCUAAUCUUUUACAGAACACUGCAGCAGCUUGCAUUUAUCUGCAGAGUUGUAAGUUAGUCUUCAGAAAAAAAGGUAUGUGUGUUUUUAUUUUCUUGACCCAUGUUCCAUCUAUUGACAUGAGGGAGGUGGUGUUAAUCAGCAGCUCUGUAACCAGCCAGAAUGUUGAUAUAAUUAUAGUUAGCCUGCCAGAACAUGUUUAUAGACAGCACUCAGUAAAUGAGACUGAGACUGAGAAGGCUCUGAUCAGUGCCAGUAGAUUCAGUGGAAAACACAAAUUAAUUUCUGCUUGGUGUGAGAUGCAGAGCUGAAAGUCUGCCUUGAUAGGUGCUGACACAUUGCAUUAGUGCAGCUAAGCCAUGCCCAGGGGUGACCUGCUAGUAGAGCUACAGGAUUGGUAUUCAUUAACCAAAAGAGGCAUUUAAACCAGCCAAGAAAAUGUUCAUCUCUCAGGUUGGUACAGUCAGCGGUGGAGCUGCUAAAGACUUUUGAAAAUCUGAAUAUAUAUUUGAGUCCUUUUGAAACAUGGAAAUUCAGGAUUGAAAGUAAAUAUUUGAUUGUUAAUGAAUAGAUGAAUAAACAAAGCUUUUCUGUGCAGCGGUUUAUCAUGUAAUUUGUGCUGUGGGCUUGGUUGCAGCGCUGAAAGCUCUGCGUGAUGGACAGUUGAAGGAAUCACAAAUUCAGUAAUGAUGAUGGCAGAGACUUUACAUGAGCAUCAUUUGAACCCUGAGCCUGGUUUGUGAUACUUAAUGGCUUUUGGUCAGUUUUACGGGCAGUUGUGAGGCAGAUUAAGAUAUCAUCGGCCAGACUGUCCAGUGGGGGAAAAAGCCGAAUAAAUCAUCACCAUAUCAGUCCAAAUAUGAAACAUCUUUUCCUUUAAACUCGUGGGAAAACCAGAGUCCAGAGAAACUUGCACCAGACUGAGUGACAAGAAGGUUUUCGUCUGAUUUUGUUGGCUUUAUGGAUGGAAAUGAACGUUGACACUUCAUAAUGAACAUCUCAGCCACUCACAGGAUAUUACAUGGUAUUACAAAUACAUUUUGACAACAAAUGAAACAUACAGUGAAGUGAAACUCAAAAUCCUGCAUGUCUGAAAACUGGGUAAACGAUUAUAUCAGGGUCUCACUUCCUGCGGUUUAUCACUGAUGUGCUGUCUGUAAUACAAUCAAAUUAAUCAUUUAGUUAGUAAAUUUAGACAAAGAAACUCGACUGAAAACCCCCCCAAAAAGCUUAAAACUAAACUUUACUGUAAAACAAGGCUUGUACAUGAAUGAGUAUAAUGAGAUCCAAUAUUUUUUUUGUGUGGCACUAUCUUGUACAGUGGCCAUUCGACAACUCAGUAUGUCCUGUUGUCUGCAGACUGUGACCACAGUAUAGGUAGUAAUAGUAGGAGAAAACAUCAAUACAGCAUAGUAUUGUGAUAUUUUGUAUGGUGAUAUGUCGUAUCAUCUCAUCCGUCAAGUAGCGAUUUUUUUCAAAUUAACUGCUAAUAUGAACUCAAGUCUAUGAUAAUGGAAAAAUACAAUCAACGGUUUGUCCAGUGAGGUCAGCAGUGGUGAAAUCGUAGAGCAGGAGGAAGUUAGUACAACAAACAUGGCAGCACCUGGGGAGGGACAUUAGAAAUGCAAGCAGGGCACAAAUAAUGGACCUAACACAUAAGGUUUGCAACAAGUGCUAAAUGGAAAUAAAAUACUGUGUAAAUAAGACAAACAUAAGGGAAAGACAAAUGCUACAUCAGCUAAGCAGUUGAGAAAAUUGUACAAAUCGCAAUAUAUGGUAUCACAAUACUCACUGUAUCGCAAAAUGUUUAAAAUCGCAAUAAUAUUGAAUCGUGGGGCCACUAGAGAUUCCCACCCCUAAUAGAUCGCUGGAUUAAAAAACAUUACUCAAUGUCCAGUUAAAGUAUCUUAAUCACAUGAUCUUAACAGACAUUGGAUAAUCUUGUGAAGGACAGGGAAAGAAGUUAACUGUCUGCUUCAUAUUUGUGAUAUACUGCUUUGUGUUGGAACAUUAUUCUACCAUCAGUCAACAGCUGCAUUGAAUUGUCACAGCCUGGUUACAUCAGCUUGUUAAAUAGGUAUUUGUUCAGCAAGAUGAUGACCUCCUUGAAAUGAAAGAAGAAGAAAAGGCUGCACUUAUACCAUGCCGUUCUCCUCUUACAAACACUGAAGGUGCUUGGACCAUAUCAUCUCACGUGACGCUAAUAGAGCCAUCAUAGAAGUUUAAUCCAGAAGUCAUUCACUGGGUUCUUGACAGAGGACACUUGGACGUGGGAAUCAAACCUCAAACCGUCUGAACAGAGCACAGUUGUUUCUAACCAGAUCCAAGAAUUUUAAAGUUGAAAUGAUAGAAACUGUAAAAAAAACAUCAUGAGACAAAAUGAUUCUCGCCGGUGUUAAAAAAAUCAAACCCAUAUCCUGACUGCAAAUCUUUCGCAGCUAAAUUAAAAUCUCUCUCCACCUUCAUCUGGAGUCUGUUGCUGCUCUGAUGUAGGCUUACUCUCAGGUGUGCAUCUUCAACAUGGCCAUGCUGUUUUAUAUUGAUCACGCGUCCCCAGCUCUCUGAAUGCGAGGUCCAUCUGCAGCAGCAGCAGCUCAGACCCAGAGGGCGGGUUAGAGGAGUGUUCAGAGUUCAGAGCAUUUACUGUCACAUUCUGGCUGCAGUCACACUUGGCUUGCACUUUCUUGAGCUGUAAUUCUGAAGGCUGGCUUUUAUAAUGUCAGAGCUUUGUGCAUUCACAUGUUGCCUGGAGAUGGCUGUGACGCUUCUGCUCCGUGUUUAAUCAUCUAAAUCUGUGACUGCUUCGCCUCUUUCUAUUCCUGCCUCUCCACGCUCGGUUUGUUUAUGUGUUGUUGCUGAAUAUCAUCAAAAACACAAUAUCAUGAUGAAGUCUGAUGAUUUCCAAGAGAUACAAGGGCCGUUUUGCUGCUUUUUAUGUAUUCAGGCUCUGUAAAUCAGACUUCAGAUUUAACGUACCUUAGUAAAUAACAUGAUAAAAGGUCCAGUCGGACCCCUCAUAUAAUUUUGGCUCGUCUUUUGACAUAUUGGUCUAUGGUUUUGCUAAGUUAUUGCAAACAGCACACAGCUGUAUAAAACAGCAGAAUAAUAUAUGCCAGUCUCUCUGCAAAUAAACCAGAAGCUGAUGUGAAAUGAGUGUUGCUUUCCCUGUUUUAUAAUUCAGAUUUCUGGAGUAUCAAUCUCUGCCGCUGAUGCCUUUUGUUGUUGCUUCUUUGAGAUUUAUUCCGAGCACAGGCAGUUUGUUACACAGUCUGUGUUUCUAUCAGACAUGAUGGUGAGACGGAAAUGUAAUUCAGGGAAAGCAGUAAAGGAAAAGGCCUCCCUGGGAUUUGAAUAUAGACAAGCGGAGAUUAUACAUGCAGGGGGGUUUCCACUGGGAGUCAUCACUAUUCAAGGAAAAGUUCCUGGUUUGAACUCAGGCUGCUGUGAUGGGCAUGUGUGUGCUGCUUCAGUAGUCAACUUUUCACCCAACAGCAUUAAAGAGCACAGUGGACAGCUACUGUCCUCAUUAACAGUCUUUUUCUUGCACAGUGACAGCCAGAAAAACACGGGUGACAAGUGAACUGAUGUAAUACACUGUGCCGCAACAACUAUAUGGUCACAGCUUCCCCCCUGCACACAGUAUUUGAUGGCUGUUGUGAGAUUCAUUUGAAACCAUGGGGGUUGAUAUUUUGCUGGAAACAGACACUACUCUUCACUGGAAACUUUCCGCAUUAUUUUACAGACCCGGCUUUGGGGAUUUGGCUUCCAUUCUGUCACCAUAGCAAUAACUUGGUGAGUCAUCGAUGUUCGGUGAUUACACCUGCUUCACAGUUGAAGAGUUAAUACCUGAGCUUUUGCAUGGCUCAUACAGCAGAGGCAAUCAAUAUGGACCUGGCUUUUUCUGCAGGGGCAAAUCUGAGUGCCAUCCCCAAACAGCCAGACACUUUAAGAAAUUAUCUUGAACUUUAGAUUUUUGUGGUUUUCUUUUAACCUUUAACUUGGUAAAGGAAGCCUUAACAGCCUCACACCAUGAGUAUAAAACAGUGCAGAUGUUACCCAAAUAUGCUGUAAAGUCAUAUAAAUCUCUAUAAAGUGGCUUGUGUAGUUCAUGUUGCUCAUGAAUCACUUAUUCAGUGAUUCAUGAUAACCUUUCUUUAGAGGUAAAUUGCCCACUUUCAUGUAAAUGCAGAGUGACAUUAUGUAGCAGGAGCAGAAGCUGGCAUUCUGCGAGUGAAGACUAAACAUAAGCUUUCCAUAACAGUAAAGUAUGGGCUCUAAAACUGAAUCUCUGACCCUGUAGGUAUGCCAGGGAUUUCACCACCUCUUCAAAGGUUCACUAAAUAAGAUAUAAGAUACUGAGGCAAUCAUAGGAAUGAAACUAUGUUUCUGCUACACAUUUUAUUAGUUGACGUCUGCAUCCUUACAAACGCAACCAGUGCAGCUCAAUCUUUGUACAGUUUCCCUUACAUGAGAGCUGAAACCCAGAGCAGAUUCAUUCCAUUGAUGUGAUAUCCUGCUGUCUUACAUGAUAAGGGGUUGAAAAGAAGCUAUUUUAGACACAACCUUCGACUAGGGAUAUUUGAAUGUAACCAGUUUCUAAGUCAUUUAAAUGGAAACUAGAACUCUGACUUGCUGACUAGUUAAGCGGUAAAAAAAGUAAAAAUCACUCAAAGCUGCAGUCAAAUUUGAGCACGGUUUAUUUAAAACAACAAAAUACAAGAUCUCAGAGUCUGCAGGUAUAAUAUGACCGGCGGUGAUGAAAGAGACAAAUGAAAGUCAGUGCCUCUUUUUGGACAACAACGCUAACCAGAUCAUCACCAACAAGACAGUGUUUCUCUGUUAACCUCUGGAGUCAGACUCAACCAUUAAAGCAAUGCAACUGACACCAUGAGUGUUUUAAAUGGUUGGGAAAUAACUUUUUUAUUUCAAAUUAUUUCACACAGAAGUUUCACAGUGAGAGAUACAUUAAGCUAUUGUCAGACCAAAGAGGUCCAGUUCAUGAAAAAGAAAACACACUGUGAAGGACAGUAUCAACAAAAAAAAAAAGAUAUAAAAAAACAAAAUCAAGACAAACCUUAAAGGGAUAUUCCAUCGUAAAAUUAUUUUACGGUCAAACACACCGUAACACUGAUUAGACACCCCCUCAAGAGAUGAAUGUUGCCGACCACUUGCUUCUCUAGUUAUACCAACUUUAGUAACGACCGCACAAUAGCAAUACACAGCGGUCCCAGGAUCUACUUACUCAACCAAAACGCCACUCUAUAGCCACAAAUAAUGCUCAGAACAGCACCUAACUUUAUCAACAGUACAUAUAGGGUCCCAGCCACAGCACUAGCCACCAAACAUCUUUUUAGCUUUGCCUAAUUUCUUUAGCAAAGAGACUAAACACAACUCACCUACUCUCUUCCAGCAGCUGCUUGUUUGUAGCGAGACCUCGGGCCAGUCCAUUACGGACUGCAGCGGGGUGACGCUGCUCAAGAACAUUUAUGAUCAUUACUUGAUCAUUUCCUUGAAGUAAUAAUCACCAUAUUAAUAAUUUUGCACUGCAGACGCGGUAGUUCUUCUGCCUUAGCGUCUCAGUCUGAUUGCAUUUCCAUUAAGAAAUGAUCAUAAAUGUUCUUCCUUGAGCUGCGUCACCCCACCGUGGUCAUGGAAUCGCCAGAGGUCUCCAUACAAACAAGCGGUGUGUUUGACACUAAGUUAAUUUUACGCCGGAAUAUCCCUUUUAAGUUCAUCACAGGAGCUUUGACAUGGUGGUUUAACAUCUAGGCAGGAUAAGUCUUUUUUUUUUUUUUUACAUUGAAGUGUCCAGAUAACUUCAUAUUUUUGUCUCGAUUUUCUUAUAACUUAUUCUAACAACUUAUUCAACCAUGCCUUUUAAAAAUAUCAGUGAUGUCUGUAGUUUCAUAUUUACACUCAGAUCAGAAGCGAGUUUACACAGGGCGAGAGUAAUGUCAACUUGAGGUCAGAGGUCUGUUCAAUUUAUGAUGUUUGGCUUAAAACGUGCCGCCACUUGACCUUUUACCCUCCCGUUUAAUUAAUAGUUCAGCACAAAUUAAAUCUCAUCCUCAGGAUCAGCUGAAUGUGAGCACAUCAUUUAAAGAGCCUUUAUACCUUUAUCCAAAUAUAAUUUUCUGAGAUAAUUGCACGCUGAAAUUUUGAUAGCAAUCCGUUUUUGCUGCUUAUUUAGCAGUUUAAAGCUAAUUAGAUCCGCCGUUACGUUUCGAGUAUUUAAUGAAAAAUUAAUUUAUUGCUCAAAGUGCAGAAAUGACGAGUUGUUUAUUCCUGCAGUACACAGAUUAGCUGAGAGCUGGCAGAGAUGAAACCUGCAGGUUCACAUAUUGGUUAAAUCAGGUCAUGUCACUUCCUCCUUUUGUUUUUUUCCCAGUCUUGUGGGAUCAUCCAAGCUCUUCUCCUCUUCUUUUUAUUUGACUGGCCUUUAGGACUUGGCAUUCAGCGAUCAAUAGCUCCAGGGCCAGAGUUUGAUGGGAUGAAUACUAAUGUAGUGGAACAGCAUCGGCAUAUGACGGGCUCUCUAUAAGUUUAUAUUCUCAUGUUAUCUCUUAAUCUGAUCCAGAGCGCCUCGCCUAAUGAUCACAGCAGUACAUUUGUUCUGUUUGGUCUUUGCAUUAGGUUCAUCGAUUACAGUUAAUCUGCAGCUCCUGAUUCAUAAUGCAGUGCCAUCGACGCAGAUACUGCAACCCAGAAUUCCCUGCUGAGUGUGAUGGUCCCUUUUGGCUGUUUAUUCUGCUGUUAACAACAAAUUUGGUCAUCUUAUGCAUCCGAGGACUCCAAUCAUUUAUCAGGUCUUUAAUGGUAUUCAAAGUUUUCUGCAAAGACAGGCGGAAAAAUGAAAUUGCUAUUAUAAUUUUAAUAUGCUUGUGCUGUUUUUCUAUUAGCAUCCAGGGUCUUAGCUUGUCCCCAGGGCCUUUCCCCUUGUUUGUCUUAAAUUUGCAGAAUUGUGUAUUUGUGCCAAAGGCGGGCACACACGUGACUGAAGUGUUAGGCGUCCUUAUUGUGAGGUUUAGUCUGAGUUUCAUGCCUUUUAUCAAAUGUAAAGGUGAAUGCUACCACUAGAUGGACUGCCGCACUAAGGGUUGUAUUCACCAAUUGUCAGGGCUGGUUUUAGUGUCCCUGGGAGAUAAGAAUGAAUUGAGUCCCUUUCCCUGUAAUUUCAGAGAAUACUAAUCAUGGUUUGUGUUUGGCACAGUGCUCUGACAGCGUUUAUCUGUUUAAAGAGAUGGGAACAGAAUGGGUUUUACUGUCAGGGCUGACUGAUGAGGCUGGAAUAAGAACACCUUACUUCUUAUCAGGAAAUCAGAAAAUUACACUCUUGGGACAGGAAGUGUGCAUCAGGAAAAAGGGAUCACACUUUUCUUUUUAACCGAAGAUAGAAACCCCACUUUUGCAAAUUUAUUGUAUCAACUUAAACCAUCCUUAUUAGGACCGGGACUAUCAGCCAAGUUGUAAAUACCAAGUUAUCACAACGCAAGGGGGACAGAAGGGUAGAGAGUUGAUGAGGAAACAUAAAGGAGUGCCGCUCUGGCUCUAAAAUACUUAAUGUUGGAAAGUCAGUGGGUCUCACUCUAGAUUAGUCUGGUGUCAACACAUUAUUAGCUGAAGUUGAGCUGUUUGACUGAAUAUGUAAAAGUUUUGACCUUGCCGUCUCGCCACAUUAAAUCAAGUGAUCACCAAAGUUAUCAGGAUUCAUCAGCCUGGCAACAGAUCGCUUCAAAAUUUAAUGGAGAACUAUUCUACGGGGUUCAUUAAAAAACUCACUCUUUUCCGGUGUAGGGGUGUAAAUCACAAGUUUCAUUACAGUCUUAGAUUGAUUCUGUGCCCAACAAUACAAUACUUCCUGAUUGAAUAAAGUCUGCCUCUUCAAGACUAUGGGAGAUGAAAUCAAAUACCAGUUCAAAGAAAGGUCGACAUAGUAUGAGAGUCUCAAAAUAAAAGCAUAUAGGAUAUACACAGUAAAGGCCCAGGUAAAUAUGGAAGGAUUCAAGUUGUGUUGACACAUUGUGCUGGUAGCAAAGUCAAAGUAUCCUCUGGGAUUGACUUUGGGAAAUAUUAACGAUCAAUGAUUGAUUCCUCUUAAAAAAAAAAAAAAAGACCAAAACAAAUCUUGUAUUUUCAGCAGCAUAAUAGGUGAAGUGACUGCACUGCAUAGCUACAAAAUAUAUAGUUAGUAUAUAAUAUAAUAUAUAUAGUUUAACAUGCUGGAUAUCAACAUGCAGAACAGGCUCAUAAAGGUAAUCUGAAUAAUUUCUGUAGACAUAGGACAUGUUUACAUGUGCAAAAUUUCUUGAUCGGAUUAAAAAUUUGAGGGAUCGGAUAAUCUGAAUCCACUGUUUAUAUGGGUGCAAAAUCAAAUACAUGCAAGGGCGCCAAGCUUUAUUCAGAUUAGAAGCAUCUGGACAGACAGAGUUGUCUAAUUUUGCUAAAACAACCGCAGAAGAAGAGUAGUAUCGACGCCUGUGCUGUCAACAAACCAACAAAUGCGGCAGUGGCUCACUCCAUCCAGUUCAGGAGUUGUCCUGUUAAUGUUGUCACUAGAUGGCGCCCUUGCGUACUUAUUUUACUGUUCUGUCAAAGGUUGCACUGUGUGUGCAGAUGUGACAUCAUUACGCCGCAUGUAUGCCUUGUUAUGUUACCGGAGGAGCAGACACGGCACCUGCGGUUGUGUUUUAAGCCAGAUUGUUAAUAAUGAAUCCUCCUGAACUGGCCUCAAUAAAUAAACCAAAGACUAAAGAGUGAAGCUCGAGUCAGGUAAGAGAGUCGCGAUCGGAAUAAGUGGACGGGUUUUGGAAUAACGAUCGGCAUAAACCACAAUUAUAAUGUACAGUUUAUUUCAAUUUAUUUCCAGUUGAGCCGAAUAGGAUCUUCGGGCAUUUAUUCCGAUCAUUUGUGCCCAUGUAAACGCAGCUAGUGAGUCAUACAGAUUAAGGCCAAAACAAACUAACGUAGAAUUUCUCGAUCAAGAAAACUGAACGGAAAUGUUUUCAGUCUCAGUGUCCAUUUUUUUUGCCAACCAGUAUAUUUUUAAAUUUUAGAUCUGGCUUUACCACUCUCCAAACUUUUGAAUGGCACUACCAGACUAAAAGCCUGUAAUUUAUACUCUGAGCAGCAAGACUGUCUGUGGAAAAUAUCAGGUAUGCAUCCAAAGGUUGUUUCUCUGCAGAAUACAGUCAGGAGGAAAGCAGACAGACAGACAGACAGACCAACAAUACAGUGAUUCUGUUGAGCCGUACUGCGAGCUCAGCUUUCAAUUAUACUCGAAGAAAAGCAAGAAUGAGAUUGAAUAGCUCACAAACAAAUCUCCCAUGGGCACAAACUUUCCUUUCUUUCCUUUUUUUUUUGGUUGUUGCCUUUUUUAAUUCUGACACCACAUGUUCCGCCGUAAAAAGCCCCCCUGUCGGUACUAAACUUUGUCAGGCAGCAGUCUGUAUAGCUCCACUCUCGCAGGCACAGUUCUCCCACUCCUACAGAGAUGCUUUAAGAUGGACUUGGGGAAUAGCUGCAGAGAAACAUAAAGCAAGCACAUAAAGGUGCUCUGACGGAGGUAAAUGUGAAACAGAGUUUACACUUUCACACCCCACUCAAACAAGUCCUUAUCAGAGUUUGUCUGAUAAGAUGGUAAUCUCUGAUUCUGUAUUUCAUGAAACGUCGGAUCUGUGUUAUUAGAAAAUAUUUGAUUUCAUUUUCCCCACCGGUUCACUUCUCAUUUAUCGAGCAGAGAUGUGAAGAUGAGGAGGCAGAUGCGGUGUAACAAAUGUUAUUGAGGCCGACUGGAUUCUGUGUUGUUGCAGGUACAAAGCCUGAUCCCUUUGAGAAAUCAAUUAGUAUUCCACCUUUAUAUCAUAAGACGGCAUUAAAAAAUGAUAAAAGAAGAAGAAGACAUGAUUGUCCUCCGGCUGGUUCGCUGUCUGUAUCAUUCAUAUUGUAGAAGGUCUGGAACUUGGAAACCCAACUAUCUUUUCAAGACAAUUUCUUUCAUUUUUUAAGAAAGUAAUUUAAUAGAUAACCAAUAUAUGUGACCUUGGCUUGCGUAUAAAAAACACAUUUAGAGGAUUCAUUGAUGUUGACUACAGCUUGGCUCGCCUCCUUAAUGAAGACUAAAGAGAGCCUAAUAGCCCACACAACAAACAGCGUCAGGCCUCAGCAGUGCAAUUAAACGCACAUUUUUAAUAGCAAACUGAUUAAUUUCUUUAAUCAAAGUCAGCUGUAUCCUUGAAGUGCAGUCAGUUUUAAUUAGCCGGGAACACAACACAGAAGCUGCUGCUACUGCUCUGAGAAAAUUCAGACACUUUUUAAUGAAAAGGUGAUAAAGAAAAAAAAAAAAAAAAGAAAAAGUAAUGAGUUUUUCACAUAGGGGUGUAAUUCCAGAUUAUCUUGUAGACCUGCGGUGUAUAAUGACAGGUGGGAUUUUUCUCCUGCUUUCCUCCCCAGUGCUCAGUUUUAUUGACAUGUUUACUUCUGUCAAAGAUACCGUGUUUCUCUUCAAAGUGGUUUGACAGGCAGCAGGAGGAGAGUUUGAAAAAUAUCCAGAUUUUUUUGACAGAUAGGCCAAGAAAAGGUUAGCCUUAAGAGUUUGGGUUUUUGUUGUCAAAAUGAGAGGGGAAUCAGGGACUUGAUGCCGCACACGCCAAGUCUGGUAUGGACCUGUUACAACUGUAUCGUUGUCAGUGUGUUAAAGCUGGUGUGAAAACAUCUUCUUGUAAGAAGAAAUUAUCCCUGGAAAGACUUAAAAAUGCCCAAUUUUAAUUCGACUCAGAGAACUCCAGUUUUGUAGUUUACAGCUCUCUCAGAAAUGUUUGCAGCACUUAAAAGAGUGUCACAGCUGAGCAGGCUGUACACGCCAGAACUCUUUGAAAUUUAGUAAAAUAUUGAUGAAUGAAAUCCUUAUUUGUAAAAGAAGCAGCCGCCAAAAUGCCUUUGCGCAGCCAUACUGGUGCAAAAUCAUAAUGCAUUCACCUUGAAAAGUCUAUUUUCAAACUGACUAUUUCAGCCGCCUACAUCUCCCUAACCCAGACUUGAAUCUAAUUUCUCUUUCUAUACUUAGUAUCUUCUCAAAUAUACCAUUACUUCCAGGCUUUAUACCAAAUUCAGAGCAGAUAACUCAAAGGCAAAGAAAAACAUUCAGCUUUAAACUCUUGAAAAGAUAAUGACAUUGCAGGCUGUAACAGCAAUUUGGAAAAUUCGAAGAGUCGUGUUGCGUUUGUGGUGUUUUCGCUCCCCUAAUGCUCAUCCUGUCGUUCUGUAUUUGUGAGUAAUUUAAAUGCUGGAUUUGUGGCAUGCUGUUUAUCUAAAAUGUUUAAAGAAAGCGCUGAAACUCGGGACGGCCUGAACAAAUUGCUCUUUCUGUGUUCCUCUCUUUAUCGGAAAGGCCGUUGCUGGUAAUUGCCGUAUAAAUGUAAUAUUCAGCCUAAAGAGAAGCUCAAAAUGAUGUCUGUUCCUCUCAAAUUACUGCGUCUUUGAUUUGAUUAUCUGCAGCUAAACAGUAAGCCAGCCCUGGUCGAAGCUUAUUGUGCAGCUUUGUUUGCCACCGCGCAGCACAGGCCGCUUUAUUCCUUGAAUCUCAUGUAAAUUUGUCUGUGUGGAAUGUACAGUCAGCCAUAGUAGUGCCCUAUGUAGGUCAAUUCCUCUUCAACGUUAAAUGCUUGGCCUUGUGAUGACUGAUUUCAUUUUGCCAGGGAACUGUGAUUAUAUUAUUCAUACUCCAGAAGAGAUUGAAGUUGCGGUGCAUUAAAGCAUGACGUUGUCAUUUCCCCGGUCUCAGAGCUGCGAUUCCCUUUGCCCCAAAUUAGAAUUAAACCCUACAUUUGAUGCUGGAUCUAAUUGUUUUUUUUUUCUCGCAGUCACAAAAACCAAGUGAAGCCUCGUCUCUCGGGACGUACAGUAUGUCAUUAUGUCAGUUGAUUUCUUCGCAGCACUUCUAGCCCCCUGAAAACUGAUGUUUUAGUUAUUUUUCCUGCUGCUUGUCAGUUAGGAAUUCAUGAGUCUCUCUCUCUGACUGUCGUCGUUUGAUAACAGAAGUGAGCUUUCCGUGCUGCACAUUUAAUACGCGUUGCUUUCUGCAUUUUCUAACUGGCACUAAAAUUGAUCUGAAGUGCAACACAAUUCUUCUACAAUGAAGUAGCUGAACAUAUUAAGUGGGUAGCGUGAAAUUGACCUCUGAAAGUAGCUGUGUGUGAGUUACAUUGCAAAGAUGCCUAUUGAGGGGAUUCAGACUAAAUGGAAUGUAUUUGCGACCUCCUCUGCACCAUGCAUACCACCUUAAUGCCUUUACAAACAUUGCCUCAUGGUGGUUGCACUUUAACGGUUGCAGGAUAAUCAGUAGUCCAGAUAGAAUCACUACUUUUCUUCGCAGCAGUUUCUCCCGGUUUGUUGCUCUGAAGCAGCAGGACGUCCCAUAUAUCUUUUUGGUAUUGUCUCCUCUGUUGAUCUAAUUGGAUACCCUCUGUUGCCCGCAAUGAAUCAUUGCUGGACCUUCUCUCCUUCGCCACAGUACUUGUUUUUAUUGAAUGCAGGGUUCCCCUGAAUCAAGGUCCAACCUUAAAACUUGUAUUUGUCCCUUGACUCCAGUCGUUGGAUUUUUUUUUUGCUGCUUUUUUCUCCCUACAGCUGUUUCAGUAUCACUUUUAUUUCAGCCGAGGAUUACAGGGUGGCUUUAAUGCGUUCCUCCUCCCCAGAGAAAGGCCACAAGUUCAGGCCAUUCUCCACACUCCACUAAUUGACUCCUUAAUUUUGCAAAAGCUUUUAAAGGUUGAUCGAAAAAGCCGAGCUCUCUCAGUGUUCAGAUGAGGAGAGGACACUUUCACCCCUCCUCCGUGUAUCAGCUUUGUUAUUAUCCCUCCUCUGUCCUUGACUCUUAACCUCUACUGAUGCGGAGGAAGCUCGGUUGCAGCUCAGGGAGUUCAGCUGUGACACAUCUAGAACAGAGGGGGGACGGCAGAGGUGUUUUGGCAUGCACUUCAUGAUUUUUUCACUGUGAACUUUAAAAACCUGCCAGUUCUCUGAAUCCUCAACAUGACGAGUAUCUGACUCGGCUGCUGCUGAUCCACACUGCAAACACCUCCCAGGAUAAGUGGCUCUAACCAAGCCGAUCGAAGGCAAAGAUUUUUUUAAUUACUCGCCCGUUGCAGAAUGGAACUGGGCGAGUUUUUACCUGAGGGUAUCGGUAUUGAUUCGAGUGUAUGAUGUUUUAAUGAGCCCGGCGUGUAAGUGAUUUGUUGCAGUUGUGCUUUUUCUUGAAACACACAUUAGUUUUUCUUCUCUGUUUUCAGUGGAUGGAUUCUCAGUUGACUUGGAGGCAGAUUUGAGGAUUUCCACACAGAGCAAGAUGUCAAAGAUCUCUAAGGCAGCCAAGGUGGUGAAGAAAUUGGAUACCGGGAGUAUUAUCCGGACCAUAGUGAGGUCAGGCCAGGCGGUCCCCGGCCCCCCUCUAGGCCCCAUCCUGGGACAGGUAAAAUUACCUCCUAUUUCAGCUCUUGCUCCAUCUGUUUGCUGGCAGUAAUCAGACAUAUUCACUUAAUUGCAGGAGCAGGUCGUCUUUUUUUAUCCGCUGACCUCCUGCUCACUGCUCUCAUUAACCACCAGACAAACUGAUACUUUCCUAUUUUCUCUGCGCCAAUCACAUCGUUGACUCUCUGUCCUCAUUCACCUCUGCAUGCACCCCUACCUCCACUCUCCGUCUCCUCUUAUAGCUCUAUUCAUGUUCCCAUUCUUAUUCUACUUGCACACAGCCCCGUUGUGCAGGUGUAUGCCACACUCUGCCUCCAUCUGCAACUAUUCUCUCACAGUCUCCGGGGCCAAAAAACACACAGACACCUCCAUCCACUCCAGCUGUCCUCAAACAUUAGCCUCACUCUUUACAAACCACUUGAUGAGAGAGGAUUGAACCGGUGAAGGCUUUGUCCUAAAUUCUUGUUUACUUCUAUUUGGCUUCAAUCGCUCCAGAGAGACAGCUCCGAUAGUUUUUUAUUGUUUUUAUUGUUGGGGAUUCACCUCUACUACUUUUUCACCACGGACGCCAAUACCAAGCAGAGAAGUGCCUGUAUCGGCUGCCACAAAAAUAAAAGAAGUCAGCAGUCCUCAAGCAUUGAGCAACGAACAAAAGGGGGUUUAGAGUGGAUAAAAAUAACUGCAGCUGAGUUAUUCUUCGCUGUAAAUAAAAUCAUCCCUCUGUAACUAAAUGGCUCAAAGCUAAUGCUUUGCUCAUUUACCUCGACCUUGUUUCUGAACACACAGGUGGAUUGUUUUAAGUCUUUCUUGUUAAAUUUACAUUUUAUUUGACACCAUAAAGGCACAAUCUGUUCCCGCUUUAAUGGUCAUUCAGCUAUUUAAGUUUGAUUGUCCUUUGCAAGAUUAAAUGAAAGCAGCCAUACGGCUCAUUUUGUACAUACAGAUGAGAUCCAGUUAGCCUCUCUAAUAGACGGUGGUCAUCAACCUUGGAUGUUGUUGUACGCCGGGAAACAAGAUCAAUUCUCCCAGUUAAUCCAUCUCUGUGACUUAAUGACGACAUCCAGAGAGGGGAAAGAAAAAAGAGGACAGAACUGGCAGAAAAGAGCAACACAUGAUUAAUGCUUUCACAAAAAAAGUAAAUGUUAGGACGUCAGAGAGGAGUUAAAUGAUGUGAAAAUAACAUUUCUCCUAUCUGACAUGAAGUGUAACAGGCCCAUACUUAAUGUUCUUCUCAAAAUGAUGUAGUCUGCUGUCACCAGCUGCACAGCAUAAACUACGACACAAAAUCAGUUCAUCACUGGAAACCUGCACUGCCUGCCAAACUGGGACUGAGAUUUAGUGCUUCUAAACACUGAGCGUGAGGUCUUUUUAAAUACAUUCCUCCUCUGUGUCUUGUUUUUACAUCCUCUGUGUUGCUUUAACAUUUACUGAACGUCAUAAUCCACUCAAACAAAAGACUUGCUGUAAAACUAUUUUGCUCUAUGGUUUACUCACUGAUUAUUUUCCGCUCUAUUCCAAUUCAUCUUCUGAUUAAGAGGAGUAAAUAAUGUUUUUCUCGAACAUUUGCCAAGAAAACAAGGAGACUGGACAAAAUGCAGCAUGCGCUUAAAAGAAUAACAAAUAAUCCAUCAUAGUAAAGGUAAAUCUGGCCUUUUAGUUUGUUGGAUAUAUUGUCUCAGCCGUAUCACAGAUGGCUCUUCUCAGUACUCUCAUGCCAUCUCGUUUGAAUCAUUGAGCUCUGACCUUUCCCACACUUGAGCUCUGUUCAGAUCUUCCUCUAAGUGCUGCAUCAUUUAUACCUGUGAUGGCUGUGUCGUGUCGGUUCAGAUGAUACCGCCUUUGCUAUUUCCUAGAUUUAAACGACUUCAUUUUCAGAAGCUGACACUCUCACUUAUGAAGAGUUUAAAUCCCCAAACUUCCCUGUCGUGUCUUGGGCGUCACGUCGCAUCACGUCUGGUAGAAUAGUUUUUAAUUUGCUCUCAAAACCAUAAACCAGAAACAAAGACUUGAAGAUACAUCACAUAGCGUAAUACAUGCCGAACUUAGCUGCACUUCACAAAUCUGCGGAUGAACUCUUGAGUCUUUAAACCCUUUUUCUCUUUUCUGAACUGCGAUUUGGCUGUUUUAUUUGACUCUUGACGCUCUUUGGCAUUGUUUUUGAACCCAGCAGGCUGCCUGUUUCAGCAAAAAAGCUCCAAAAAGCUCCUUUUAUACAAUCUGCACAUAGCUCAACUGUGGCAAGUCAAAGUCGUAGCAUUCAGUUGAUGAUUAAAGGAGCUUCUGGUUCUUUUGCACGGCUCAGAAAAACAGAUAUGUUUCUGAAGAGGUUUUAGAGACUGAAACCAGAGCUAGAGGAAGGCCAAACCUUGAACUUAAAUUUACAUACUGAGCAUCAGCAGCAGUCCAGAUGAGAUCAAAAUGUGGUUUAAAGCGACUCCUGGAAGUGAGUGAUGAACAGUAAACUAUACUGGAUACUACUGGAUAUUCCGGCGUAAAAUUAAUUUAUGGUCAAAAACACUGUAACACCAAGUUAGACAACCCCUCAAGAGAUGAAUGUUGCUGACCGCUUGCUUCUCUAGUUAUACCAACUUUAUUAACGACCGCACGAUAGCAAUACACAGCAGUCUGAGGAGCCAUAAACAAACCUCAACCAACAGGAUGACGCAGCUCAAGGAAGAACAUUUACGAUCAUUUCCUUAUCAUUUUCUUGAAGUAAUAAUCACCAUAUUAAUCAUUUAGUGUGCCAUAGCGUCUCGGCCUGAUUGCAUUUCCAAGAAGAAAUGAUCAUAGAUGUUCUUCCUUGAGCUGCAUCACCCCGCUGUAGUCCAUAAUGGACUGGCCUGAGGUCUUGCUACAAAUAAGCAGCUGCUGGAAGAGAGUAGGUGAGUUGUGUUUAGUCACAGGUUGAGUCCGUCUGUCGAUGGCGCAAUACACAGUGGUCUCAGGAGCCAUAAACAAGCCUCAACCAAAACGCCACUCUACAGCCACAAAUAAUGCUCAGAACAGCCCCUAACUUCAUCAACAGAACAUAUAGGGUCCCAGCCAUAGUACUAGCCACCAAACAUCUUUUUAGCUUUGCCUGAUUUCUUUAGCAAAGAGACUAAACACAACUCACUGACUCUCUUCCAGCAGCCGCUUGUUUGUAGCAAGACCUCAGGCCAGUCCAUUACAGACUGCAGCGGGGUGACGCAGCUCAAGGAAGAACAUUUAUGAUCAUUGCUUCAUGGACAUACAAUCAAACUGAGACGUUAAAGCAGAAGAACUACCACGUCUGCAGUGCAAAAUGAUUAAUAUGGUGAUUAUUACUUAAAGAAAAAUGAUAAAGUAAUGAUCAUAAAUGUUCUUCCUUGAGCUGCGUCACCCCGCUGUAGUCUGUAAUGGACUUGCCUGAGGUCUCGCUACAAACAAGUGGCUGCUGGAAGAGAGACGGUGAGUUGUGUUUAGUCUCUUUGCUAAAGAAAUCAGGCAAAGUUAAAAAGAUGUUUGGUGGCUAGUGCUGUGGCUGGAACCCUUUAUGUCCUGUUGAUGAAGUUAGGUGCUGUUCUGAGCAUUAUUUGUGGCUAUAGAGUGGCGUUUUGGUUGAGGUUUGUUUAUGGCUCCUCAAACCACUGUGUCUUGCCAUUGUGCGGUCGUUACUAAAGUUGGUAUAACUAGAGAAGCAAGUGGUCGGCAACAUUUAUCUCUCGAGGGGUUAUCUAACUUGGUGUUACGGUCUUUUUGACCCUAACUUAAUUUUACGCCGGAAUACCCCUUUAAGAGAUGACUAAUUACACACCCUAUAUUGAUUUUAGAGUUAAAUUAAUAUAAGAACAAACAUUAUCAGUGAACUCAGCUGAGGUUUUCCACAUAAAGAAAGCUACACAAAAAUGCACGUAUCAAUGGAGCCCUUGAUUCAAUUUUUUCAUCCUCGUCACAUACUAAUGACAAAUUUAACUAGUACCUUAUCCCACGCUGCCUUACCUUCAUGAAGUAUUGACGUCAUGCACUAUUGUCCAUCCUUUAGACUUUUCUGUCUUAGCCUCCCCCGUGUGUUUUAUCUCUCCUGCCUUUUCUUUUUGUUUCCAUCUCUUUUCUUUCUUGUAACAUAAACAACCCAAGGUCAGAUUCACCGGACUCCUUUCUGUGCAGUGUAGUUUGUCCACCAUAGUUUGCGGUUCCAAGCCACCAAGAAAGAGAAUGUUUUUCAAAGAAUUAACCAAUCAGAAUCAAGUAUUUUGCACAAAUACUGCUUGUUGCAUCGCCUGUUUGUUGCUGCCCAUGAAAAAGAAAAUCCAGGGACAUUUUUUCCUAUAAACACCGUAUGAAGACGCAGGUUUAGGACGUCUUGUUCUUGGGGACAUAUGGACAGUUUCCAAAACAAUGUGACUCAUAUUUGACAGCGACUUAGUUUUAGAGGGAAUAAUACAGUAAGUAAUGCAGCACUGAUUCCACAGUUGGGAAACGUCCAGACGUUUCUAUCCAGUAACAAAGAGGAGGAUCUGUGCUUUAAUCUCAUCCCAUUUCACCAUCUUUCAUUGCUGCUCAAAAAUACAGCAGCCUGGGUUUUAACCGCUGCCAAGUGAAGGGACCGUAAUAACCCAAUUUUACCGUCUCUGAAGUGUUUACCAGUUAGAUGUAUAAUUGAUUUAAAGAUUUUUGCUGAUCACAUUUAAGGCUCUGUUAAAUCUUCCACCCCCUGAGCUUCACUGGAGACUUCUGAGUCCCCUCUGAGUGAAUUACCUAACUCACUCUGUCACUCAAUCUGGACUCGAAAGGUCAUUCAGUUUUAUGUGUAGCACCUUUACAGCAUGCCCUGCCUUGGAAACUUGAAACUAUUCUGUAGUUUUUACAAACUUUUUUCCAUUUUUCUAAUGAGCAGAAAGUUCUUUCAGCUUGAAUUGUCUCCUACAAGAACUUGUUUUUAUAGCAGACUCCUAUUAUAUGACUGACAGAGGGAAUAUUUUAGUGGCAGGUUCUAAUAGGCAUACAUAAAUCCCAGAACAACAGCUAUCAUCAAUUUUUGAGAAACGCACUGUUUCUGACACAUCAUAUAAAAUCUACCACAGCACACGAGUGUUGAUAUUUCACAUCAGGUGGCAUGUGGAGUAUUUUUAGGUGUUUUUCCCCCUUAAAACGUUGUUUCCUUUGACAAAGAUGCUGUUGUUUAUCAUUUUGAAGAGUCUGAUAUGUGUGACAGCUCCAGAUAACACACAAACUAAUAAUCGUGCAGGCUUCACGCAGAAUGUGGUGUGCAGUGUUUUUUGUUUUUUUUCUCCUGUCUUUGUUUAUAUUCACACAGUUCACCUUUAAAAAAUGUAUUCCUCUCUGUGUCUUGUCCAAAUACUCAAUUUUAGCCAGAAGCAAGUUAAAUAAUGGAUGCAUGACCCCACUGAAUUUGUUUUACAUGGGAUUUGCGUUUUAAAGCUUAUCUCGAGCACAGCGCUUGUUUGUUUGUAUGAUUCUGUUGCUUGAGACAAAAUUUUUUCUUCUUUUUGUAAUGAGGAUUUUUUUUUAAUUUUCUCACACUUAACUCAGACGUCAUUGCAGCAUGUUAAAUUAUUUAAUAUUGAUGCGAGGAAGAUGUGAGGUAUAAAAACGGAAUAUUUCCCAUUGCACGUUAUACCACAGGACAGUUAGAAUUGAAAGCUGCCAAGUACAUUUACUUAUCACCAAACUAAUGCUGAGCGUUGAGUUAUUGGUACUUUUAUAAUUCUACUCAGCUAAAUUUCAGAGACAUUCAAAGUUUUUCCCCUUCACUGUAUAUAUUUGGAUUAUUUCAAAACUCUGAUCAUGUCAUAUCAUAUCAAAUGUGCAUAAAUUGGACGACACAUCACUGUUUCUUAAUCUGUGAUGUACAGAGCUGAAUUUAUAUUCAGUUUAAUUAUGCUCUUGUUAUAUAUUGAAGUUUAUUUCUGAGCUUUUUGUGUUUUCAGUAGAUGGAGUAGAUAUGCAGCCUCUUAAAAAAGGACACAAGAUAUAACCUCAUCUUUAAAGGGAUAUCCGGCGUGAAUUUCAAUUCCCCUCUGGGAAAAUUAAGGAUCUAUCUAUCUAAAAUUAAUUUAGGGUCAAACACACCGUAACACCGAGUUAGACACCCCCUCGAGAGAUAAAUGUUGCUGACCGCUUGCUUCUCUAGUUUCACCAACUUUAGUAACGACCGCAAGAUAGAAAUACACAGCGGUCUGAGGAACCAAAAACAAACCUCAACCAAAACGCCGCUCUAUAGCCACAAACACUGCUCAGAACAGCACCUAACUUCAUCAACAGUACAUACAGGGUCCUAUCCCUAACCCUAUAACCCUGAUCCUGAACCCCAGCUCGAGGAAGAACAUUUAUGAUCAUUACUUUAUCAUUUCCUUAAAGUAAUAAUCACCAUAUUUAUCAUUUUGCACUGCAGACAUGGUAGUUCUUCUGCCGUAGCGUCUCAGUCUGAUCGCAUUUCAAUGAAGAAAUGAUCAUAAAUGUUCUUCCUUGAGCUGCGUCACCCCACAGCAGUCUGUAAUGGACUAGCUUGAGGUCUCACUACAAACAAGCGGCUGCUGGAAGAAAGUAGGUGAGUUGUGUUUAGUCUCUUUGCUAAAGAAAGUAGGCAAAGAUAAAAAGAUGUUUGGUGGCUAGUACUGUGGCUGAGACCCUAUAUGUACUGUUGAUGAUGUUAGGUGCUGUUCUGAGCAUUAUUUGUGGCUAUAGAGUGGCGUUUUGGUUGAGGCGUGUUUAUGGCUCCAUAGACCGCUGUGUAUUGCUAUCUGCGGUCGUUCUAAAGUUGGUAUAACUAGAGAAGCAAGCAGUCGGCAACAUUCAUCUCUCGAGGGGGUGUCUAACUUGGUGUUACGGUGUUUUUGACCCUAACUUAAUUUUAUGCCGGAAUAUCCCUUUAAACAGGCUUUCUGAUCACUCUCAUUCCGAUGCAGGUUUUAACUCUCACAUUUACUUUGGUAGAAAGCUUAUCUAUAUGCUACAUUUUUUUGCAGAGUCAGACCACAUUUUGGAACUUAAAUUGUUCUUUAGUGUACGAGCGAGUCAGCAGGCAUCGGCUGUAUCCAGGAAAAUAGUCAGAGAGAAAAAAAAGUGAUAAAUGCAGUCUGUGCUGAUGCAAUCCUAGAAAACACUGGCUGUAAACCAUUUAGCUUUUAUUAAUCUCUAUAAACAAAUGCUUGCAUGUAAGCAGUUUACAAUCUGCUCUACGAUGCCAUGUCUCAACACCAACUCCAUUCUGCUUCUCAAUCUGCUCAUCAGACUGUAAACAAACGCAGUGCGAGUUCGAGGCGGUCUUGUCCCUAAGUCCUUUAUAGCCAACCCCUGCUAACGAGAGGCUAUGAAAAGGCUGCCAUUACUCUAACAGAGGCUAUGGAGUUGUUAGAUGAUAUCCAGUGUGUCGCAUGAUUAGUAGAAGACGAGCAUACGAAGGCGUUGUUUGUAAGAUUAAGAGCUCAUGAGAUGAAUGGAACAAACAGAGUUCCUCAGUUAUGGCUGUUUCUGUGGCAUCAUUUUUCUUAAAGUGUGCGUUUAGAGAGGGAGUAACGAACUAUGACUCAAAGCUGAGCUCGCAGCAAGCUCUGAGAUCCUGUGAAGGCGCUCUGCAGCUUUUUUCCAUCAGUAUAAUCAGCUGUCUUUAAUAAUCUGUGGUUAAAAAUGACAAAAAUCCAGCCCCUCUUUGUAGCUUAAUUGAAUUUGUGUAUCAGGUUUAUAGACCUAUGCUUGUCCCUUGUUCUGGCCUGAUGUUACCUCUGUAUCUGAGACCCGCAUUAGUACGUGGUUGAGACUCUUAUGAUAUAAAGUGAAAAAGCUGGAGACAGUCUUUUGCAUCAUUUCUUUCUCAUAGAUUAUACUUUGAAGUUCUCUCCAGAAGCGGUGGUCUAUGAUGAAUGAUUUAGACAUCUGUCGGUUAAAUGUGGCUCUGUCUUCCAGACGAGGUUGGUGUGAGCUCCGAGGCGUGCUGUAGCUGCGGCCGCGUCAGGAGUAAUGAGGUGAGAUGGGUUGCAACCAAAUGUUCAACCGAGCAAAGAAGAGCCAUAUGUUUGUCUAAAGGUGCCUCUGUUGGACUGUUGGGGAUGUCAUUGUUGUCGGGGCGGCAUGUCGCACGCGUUUGUCUCCCCGGACUCCUGUGCUCCAUCAGGCUCCCACCAUGUAGAGCAAACGGUAAAUAAAUGGCAGUCGGCAGCCGCCUCGCUUCAGGCAGUGGCCUCGGCCCUUUUAAUCUUAGCCAGCCUCUCCUUUCUCGGUUUUUCCCUCGUCUCUGACUAACCACCCUUGACAGGGGAAGUGCAGAGAGGUAGGCCGCCUGUCUGCUGCGGGGCAAAUUUAAACAAACGAGAGAAAUAAAAGAAAGAGAGGAAGACAAAAAAAAGGAGGGGGAAAGUGGCAGCUUUGGUUCAGGAGAAUAAUUACUGGGUGGAGUGAAAUUAGCACAGGCGAACGCAGGAGAAGAAUAGAGAGCAUCGGAGAACCGAGAAAGAAAACAGGAGAGCGGCUCAUGCUCUGUUAUGAGAGUUGUUGGAGCUGAGGGAAAAUGCUGAGCAUUGUUUCUAGAGCUUAACAGGUGUAACAAAUUCUUAGAGGCAGUCAUUUGCAGGGGCUGCUGCUUGUGCAGUCACUGCUUUUAGUAUAAUAGAAAUAUGAGAAGUUACCCAACAGGGAGUGCAUCCAGACUGCGUGUGUUUGAAAUGUUGAACGAGCAGGGAGAAGGAGAUGAAAGAAAGAGGGGAGAGAGCUGGAUGCCGUCUACUACACUGGUUAUCCCACUGUGGGUUUUCCUUAAAAGGCUCUCUGAACCACAGAGAAAUUCCCCGCUGAAACUUUAACUGAGUGUCUUUUUCUGUGGCUGGGUGUGUACAUUAGUCUUAAUACAUCCUGUAAAUACAGCCUCUAAAUCAAACAUAAAGCAGUGAGAAUGAGCUGUUACAUUUUGACAAAUAGCCUCAAUUUCAAUUAAUAGGACCAUUAAAGCUCAGAGGAGAGGCCGGCGGGUUCAUUCACAGCCGCUGUGAGCAGAGAGCCAGUUCACUCUUUUAGAAAAACACACAUACACACUUUUACUACAAACUCACGACAUGCACAGCCCAUCACAUCAGGACUCGUCUCUCUUUCAGCAUUUAAGGCAGACAACACGACAGCACACUCAAGAAUUACUGAGAGGAUUCAAGCUGAUGGGGCCGCAGGCGUAAUUGUGAUAAAUGACGGCCUUUUGUCAGGGCACUAUGCUGUGAAGCAAAGAGCGUGCUUUUUCUGUCUGCGAUAUGUUUGGAGGGAGGGGGCGCUUUCUUCCACUUCACCAGUUCCAGGGAGAAAAAGAAGCAUAAAAACAUGCAAUUUUCUGCAGAAUGGGAACUGAUUAACUUUAAUACAGUGAGAAUGUGAGGUUGUUAUUUGUCCCACAGGCCUUUUGGCUUUGAACAACUUGGACUGACUCCCCCUGUUAUCCUCUUAUAUACGUGUGACAGGCUGCCAAUAACAAUCCCACAUAACGGCCAAUGAACUGUCAACACAAGGCGAGUAUGAAACACUUUAUUAGUCUGCUCUCUGUCCUGAAGGUGUAGCUGACAACAGCUGGAGAAUAACUUCACAGUAUACACAUGGCGUAUGUCCAAGUUCCACAUGGUCACAUUAUGCUCAGAAGCUCGUUGCUCCAUGCGGAAACAAGGCACUUGUACUGUAGUGUAUGUCCUCUACACCUGCUGCUCACACCCAAAACCCCUUGAUGCCCAAAUACUACAAACACUCACAUUUAAACACAUCGGUGAACGGAAGUCUGCAUCAAUAAUGCAAACCAAAUAAGAAAGUUAACACUUUCAUCUAGAAGGAAAAAAGGGAUUUAAAGGUUGGACAGGCAGCACGACAAUUUUUUUCUUCUUUUUGAAAACAGACACUUCGAGACGAGACGACAGAAAAACAUGAAUUUUGAAUGUGCUCUGAAACUGUAAAGGGAUUACUUACAUUGGUAGUCUAUCUUUGUAAACAGUGUACUGCAAUAAAACCUGUACUGUAGUUUGCAGAAGAGGAUUAAGAUGAUGCAAAAUGCUUGUUGUCCAUCUUAAAGCCCAACCGCUGAGACGAAACAUGUCUUUGAUGUGAAUUUGGCUCUUUCAGAUGCGCACAUUUUGUCAUAUCAAAAUCUCUUUUGAGUGGUUUUACUCAACAAAAGUGAGAGAUUUAUGAAAGUACAGUAUUUGCAUUUAAAAAUGUUUCACUAAAUUUAUAUUUUACAUUUAAAUGAAAUAAAAGAUGUCAAUGCUUAAAACGCUUCAGCGAGGAUGACUGACCGUGUCGCCGGUGACUUCAGGUUUCACUGUUUAUUUUUGAGCGAUCCUACUAAUUAAUAUUUCCUGCCAGACAAGCAAUAAGUGACAUCAGCCAAUUUUCAUUUUGGUUCCAAUGAAAAUCUGGCACCACCUGUAGUGUAGGAAUCAUCCUCGAUCAAUCUGUUUUGGCAAAAUAAACAAAGAAGGAUGUGAGGAGGAAACAUAUUCUAAAUAUAAACCACACAUAUUUUGUUUAUUUUUAUCACACUCUUCUCUACGCUUUACCUUUUUAGUAUAUGAAAGGAGAUAGCCUUACCUCAGCAGGCCUCUGAAACCCUUUUUCCGCUGCCUCUUUCAUGUAAGAAAGAUCUAAGAACUGAACGUCACUGGGGGUCGUGAGGAGACUUUGAUUCAAAGGGCCACAAGCCAAAAAGCUUUGGAUCCACCAGGGUAUUACUCCCCAUUAAAACUGGAGCAAUGCGAAGAGUGAGAGCUUUCCUGGUACUGUAGAUGGCUCCUGAACCACGGCUGUGUGGUUCUAAAGGGAAAAAUAAAUCAGCACUCCUCUGCAUUAAUACUGCCCUCUGUCAAUUUCUCUGAGAGGAAACCUACACUGAGAACACGAACGCCAAAGGUCAGAGUCAGUAUUUUGGCAUCUGAUGGUAGCAGAGUGUUAGUCUUAUUUCUCCCACCACCAGCCACCUGAACUGAAUUCAAACUAAAUACGUUAACCACAGAUAACGGCACCUUGCCUGCAGACAGUUACUGCACAUGGCAACCAUGAAAAGAAAACAUCAACCUUGAGGCGUCUGUAUGCAACAAACUAAGCAAAUGUGCACCGAUUGAAGAGAGUAAACGCCACAAGACUUCAAAAUACAUUUCUGUAAUGUUCUUUGCAGUCUGACAGAUGUGUUCACAGUGUUCAGUUCGAAAAAUACACUCCCACAAUUCACAGUAAUGUAUUUUGAGUUCUUCUCAACACAACAAAAUGUGCAGAAAGCUCGCCAAAUUCAUUUCCACAGCUCUGCAUUAAACCAUCACUGCUCUGCUGAAAUUCGGCAGUUAUCUGUUCGGUCGUGAUACCAGCUCCGAGUUUUAAGGGUGUAGGCGCCCAUCUUUGUGCAUGCAUACUUAUUCAGAGUGACUCUCUAGAGUUCAUGAGAGAUGAAAGAGGGUCCUAAGGGUGUCUCUGUGGGCUCCAGGCUGACGUGGGAGAGAGUGUGGCUUUGUGUGCGAGACAGUGUGUGAUAAUGAGCAGGGGGAGUUUUCCCCUGAGCUUGGUCCUCUCCCUGCCCUGUGCUCUGGCUUGGCAGAGUUGAGUCUCCUGGUUCUGAUCCAGUCACAGUCCCGGACCCCGCAGCACUGCGGUCCUGUCUGUGUCGUUCCCAGGCUGAGCUCAGCUUCACGGCCAGAGCCAGCAGGUUUUUCCCUAAGAAAACAGUGGACACCCGAGGGUCCCUGUACCACAGCAUGCCUGUGCCCCUCAGGGCCAAGGUGAAGAUGUUGAUGGUGACCAGGCUGAGCCAUGGGUACAAAGCCUCCUUUCGGGGCCCCCUCUGUCCUGGCAGGCCGGUGGCCCCCAGCUCUGUGAGGGCCACACACGGCAGUAGCAGCAGGAGAGCGUAGCAGUAGAAAAAGACCAGACCCUCCGCCCAGAUGGGCAGCCUCUGCUCAACGACCGCUCCGGCCGCCACUACACCCCCUCCCUGUGCUUCCCACAGCCCCGCCUGCAGGUCCAGCACAUCCAGCAGGUCAACCACCACCCACAGGAGCCUGCUCCGCACUUCCUGUUUCCUACGUUGGGGUGUCAUGUGAUCGGCCCCUGUGAGGAUGAGGAACAGGGAAGGCAGGCAGAUGGACAGCAGCAGUGUGAGCGUCUUCCUGGCGAGUGGGUCAGGUGGACGGCGCUCCUGCCUGUAGUUGUGACAGACGAAGAAGAGUUUGAGCUGCAGCAGCGACAGGAACAGGAACCAUAGGGCGUUGGCAAAACCACGACGAGGAGACCGUGCCUCAGACACCACGCCGGCUGACACAAAGCGCAGGGCGAGCAGGAAGCCCACGUCUCCUAGCAACACCGCCGCGCACUGCCACACACCGGGUCCUGGAAGUCCACGAGCUCCCAGCAUGCUCUGCUCCAACAGGUAGAGGUCCACCACUGCCAUCGUGCUCACCGUGACCAGGGUUGAUACGCACACCUGGGGCGUGGGCACCAUGCCUGAAAGAGAAACGCACACAGGCACAGUAUGAAAUAAAUAUGUUCUGUCGACAGAAUUCAGAUCACGUUUGAAGUUGCCAUCUGUCGACAGUGAAACUGACGCAUCAGCAAGAGGAAAACGGGCUUGUUUUUUUUUUUCAGCAUUAAUACAAACAAAAUGUAAAAUAGUUUCUUCUUGUUGCCAUGGUUAAAGACAUUGGCUGCCCAGUAAGCGCUGAGCGCCUUCAUCUUUAGCCAGAGAAACAUCUACCCUGGCUGCUCAAGCUGAGAAGCCUGUUAAAUGGUUUCUUUUUCUCUGCUGCUCUUUGAAUCUAAUAAUCUUCAUUUCCCGUUUAGGCAGUUACAUUAUUUCUUAUUGAUACUGAAGUUUUCCCCAAGUUCUCUGCUUCUACUUUUCUCAGUUGGAAGUUGUUGUUUCUGCUCUUUUUGUACUCGUCCUAUUCAUUAUUAAUUAAUUGAACCGAGGCACAGCUAGGUGCCCUGUCAAAGCUUUUCUUUGCCUCUAUAGUUUGCCAUCUUUAUUCUCACACUGUGCUGCAGUCUUUAAUCAUCGCUCAUUCCCCUCUCAUUUCAGAUGAAUAUUGAUAACAUGCUAUUUGUUUAGAGAUGUGUUUGACUUGCGUCUUUGUGUGUACACAGUGUAUGUCUGGGUGAGCGCUUGCAGGCAAUGCUAAUUUGGCUGAAUAUGUGGGUGUAUCUUUUUUUUUUCCUUGUUGCAGCUCAUAUUUCAGGCGUUGACAGAAUAAAGCUCAGUAUUGACACAGCGUGAGAAAUGAUCAUUGGCCUUACAGAGUAAUCGAAACCAACGUCUCUCUAUCAUAUUUAGCCGUAAAGUGCAGCACAGACCAGCGAACUGUCUGUUAUCUGCUCGGCACCACUCGGGGGAGGUGUUGCCCCCUCGGCUGGAUCGAUGACAUUAUAAUAUAAAAUCAUUACUGGCUCAGAUGUGUCGUAAUGGCAACAGUUGAGCGUGAUCGAGCGGGAGAUUGUCAGCAUGAUUGCGGCCUCUGAGAAAAGUCGGCCGGUGGAAAGUGUGUAUUGAUAUCCUGCCGAUGGAAGACGCAUCACUUCCCUCACUGUAAGACUAACAGGAGCUGUGCCAUCGCUGUGUGAAUCAUUGAAAAGGACUGAGGAACUCCAUGGGGUAAAACGGCGAUUGAGACCAGCCAAUGUGUCUGUGAGGAGAAGCAGAAUGAGCAUACGACUGCAAGUGAAAGAUUAAUUGGCCUCUUGGCUGUCUACAUGCCUAAUAAAGUGUUACUGCAUGAUGGUAAUAGUUCAUAAAUAAGCUCAGGGGGAGAAGGGGUGAAAGUGAUGAAGAGGAAAAGACUCAAAUGCAGAUACAAAGUGACUUCCACCCACUUAUGUGAAGACGAGCUUCUCAUGAGCCAGCCUAGCCUGGAUGAAUCUGAAUGUAUUCAUCAGCAGGGGUAUUGAAAUAUCUCAGACAUUAGAGUUUGUUCUGAAACCAAUGAAUCAAAGAGAUGAGGAAGGAACGCUUCUGACUGAUUAAUCCGCUCUGAGGCAUGGUGGGAGGACAGGCGUGGAUCAUGUCAGCGUUUGCAAUAUUUGAUUGUCUUCUGGAGCCUUUUGUGUCACCACACUCGGCAAUUUGAUUGUGGCCCUCCCAGAAUUGAAUGAGUUUCGCCAGGCUACAGAUUGAGAGGAUAUUGGAAUUUAAAUUAGGCAUUCUUUCUCUUCUUUUCUUUGGGAGCAAAUCCAGUCUGCAGAGAAGGAAGGGUAGAAGACGGAGAAGUUUACCGCUGUUACAGCCGGCUCUCCGGUGAGGUCGGGGCCUCUUGAGUUAUUCCACCUGCACCUUAAAUUCUCAGCGUGGAAAUCUCCCUGCCAGCCUGUGUUUUGUGUUUUGACUCCCUGUCAGCGCUGUGUAAUUUAUUCUGUCCUGAGUGAGGGGCCAGGAUGACAACCCGUGUGUCCACUCUGCUCAUCAAUAAUGACCAAAUUCAUCACAUCCUGGUGUGGCGAAUGACACCACUGUUGACAAGGUGAGGCAACCCAUUUCGCUGUAGGCAUGAGUAAUGGCAUGUAAUAGCGUGCAGGUGAAAGAUUUGUCCGUUUUCCUAUUACGCUGAGAACCCCUUUUCUCACUUUUUUAUCCUGAAGCUCAUCCUGUGUGACAGAAGUGCACACAAAUCUCCUUCCAUCUGCACCGGUGUCAAAGUAAUCAUCCAAAAAACCUUCAACACAAACAACGGGGGUUUGAUUCACCACUUUUGCCUCUGUUUUCUUUUAAUACUCAAUGAUUUCCAGACGGACCAAAAAUCCAUGCAAAGCAGGAUUAAUUUAAUCUGCAUCUACAGUUUAUCUCUGUAAACACCCCUCAUGGUGCUCAAAAAAAAAAAAAACCCACAAGAUAUUGCAGGUGCCAGUGGAGCUCCAAGGGCAUCAGGACAGCAUCUCUGCCAUUAUGUGCGCUCUAAUUAAUUAAUAGAGAAGCAGACAGUGUGCAAUCCCUUGUAAUACUCAGCUGAAUAAAUCCCCCUCCUCUCUCUCCAGACUUAAAGCCACAUGACCGAAACAUCUGUUGAUUUGUCAGGUAAGCAGCCCGCGCGUGUUGCCAGCGGGGCUGUCUUUUGUUGCAUAUUCUACAUCAAGUUGUGUUAUUCCUUGAAAAAUAUGCUUAUCGUUAACUGCACAGGCGUCCUCUGGCAAUUUAACAAUCUCUAUUAAACUGCUCUCCCUGCAACACCUGUUUCAUAACUGCCCUAUUAACGGCAGGUAUUGUGGGAUUAUUCGUGCAUGGCUGCUGGCAAAAGUGUAGCUUUAGUUACCCAAACCAUUCGUCUUGCAGACUCGAUCCUCCUGGCGUGAUUUACAGCAACUAAUGUGCUUUUUUCUCCCUCCUCCUUCAAGUAGAGAAGCGCUGUCGGAGGCCAAUAAAGUCUCUUUUAUUGUCGUUGAUGAGCCAAGCUCGGCGAUAAAGUCUUCCUCUCACAGUCUGGGGGUGUUUAUACACAUGCAGGCGAGCUCCAGCGGAAGACGGAAAGUGAUCGGCACCGCCACACCGAUCAAACCCGAGUUUGUAGGGGACAUAAAAAAGCAGCUCGUAUCAACAAGAUCCCCCCUGUCUUCAUGCAGAUCUGGCGUGGCCGGUGUUUCGGUCCGUGCUUGUUGCAGUGGCUGGAUCUGAAUCUGGAUCUGUCACCUCCUGCAGUGUCGGUUUGUCUUCUCUCGGAGCAGCGGGAGCACAGAUCCGUGCAGGAGGAGGGGGGGAGCUGCUGCUGCUGCUGCUGCUGGCUGCCCGCUCCGAUGCUCACUCUCUCAGGCUCCGGCUGUGCGGAGCAGCCGUGGCAAGUCGCUCAGAAGUGGAGCAGCAGCAUCGGCGACGACUACCGCAGACACAUCCAACCGAGAAGAUGGCUCAUCACAAGAGAGAAAGAGAGAGAGGGAGAGAGAAAGAGAGGGAGAGAGAGGAGCAGAAACUCACUCACGCUGUCCGAGUUGGGUCGUGGCUGUGUUCAUUUGUAAGCAUGCUACGUGCUCCACACCAGACCUCCCACCCGCCUUACUUUCUCCUCCUCUUCUCCUCCAUCAGCUCGUGGAAGUUUUUUCCUCGGGAGAUGCUAUGAAUACUUGAAAGCGCCCAGUUACAGUGUACUCAUUGGUUACCAUGAUGAUGCCACUUGCAGAAGAUUAUUUGCAUUGUUUGCAGAGCAGACAGACACCUUAUUUACCCCGAAUGGCUUGAGAUAAUAAGAGCGAGGGAAGUGGAGUGAAAGAUGCUUGUGUAGCCUGUAGACACAUUUAGGGCUCUGGAGGCAGAUGUUACAAGUUUAAUUAGUCCUCCUUCUGUCUUCUUACUGUCUUAGUCACACAAGGAAAUCAUCCCGCUGUUGUAGAUUAACUCAUUACAGGAGGCUUAAUGCACAUAAACAGAGGGAUUGGGGAUUUCUGAGCAUAUCUCAAAGAGAAAGAAACUGUUUUAGAAAGACGGCCGGCUGGUUUUGAGAAUUUAAUUUAGUUUUCUUUGUGAGCUGCAGAAGUGUUUUUUUCACCUUGUCCUCAAGGUCCUGCUCUUUCAAGUGUAUCUGAAGACAUUCUCGUGUGCACCUUUAGCAAAAGGCUCAAGUCCUCCACUCCUUGGUUACUGUGGCUCUGAGUGUGCCGGCUCGGUUUUAGAGCGAGAGCUUUAAUCAGACUGGUGAGAAAAGGGAUGGAGAGUCAUCUUUCUUGUCAGAUUCAGCUCUGCGCUCUGCUGGCUUCCAAGAGAAGAGAUUUUUCCUCAAUUCAGCAUGAGUUUUUUUCUUUUCUUCUUUGUUCUCUUGCACCUCCUCUGCUUCCAUCUCCUGCCUCUCAGUCACCCCUCUCCUCUUGUUUACCCCAUUUCGCUACUAUCCUCCUGUUUUUUGUCUUUUCUUUUUUUUUUUUGUUCCCUGUGGGUGUGGUUGAAGGUCAUUCUGCACACUGGCUCACUUUCAGAGAAGAGGGGAAGAGAGAAAGAGCAAGCGAGGCUGAAGAAAUGGACAGGGCAAACAGUGAGGAUAGCAGAGGAGGGCGAGGGGGCAGCCAGGCGGACAGGCUGUCCACACUACUGUGCAGUCAUCACUUUUUUCUUCAGACAUGAUUGGGGGAAGUUUGAAAGGACACGCAGGAUUUAAGAGACUGACCAAGAAUGCUAAAGACCGAAGCAGUGCGUAAUCCCCCCUUUCUGACCAAAGACUGACCUCAAAAAACAUGACGCCCUUACCUGCAUCUUUUUGGCUCAAAACCCUCAUCAAAGUCAGAAGCAUGAAUUAAAAGUGUUCAACUGAUUAAGCACUGACCUCCCAUUACAUCCUGGUACAUACUUGUGAUGGAUGGUUUUGGAUAAAGAUCAAUUUAAGUGGAGAAGAGAUUUUUUACUUAUUUUAUUCUAACAUUUGUCUUCCUUCUCAUAACUUGGUGCAAGUGGUACCCACAGUACAACUCCACCAUUCACUAAGGUCGAUCUGCAGUAUGAUGCAGUAGCAGACAUUGCAGACUGAGAGAAUUCAACAAUAAUUUCCUAAAAAUCGGCUCUUCUCCUAAAACUCGUUUUAAUUUCUAAUGAAUUGAUUAGCACAAGUAAAGCUGGGAACUGAACCAUUUUCCAUAACAUCCUCUGAUUGCUUAUUAUUUUCAGAGUGCAAAAAAAGUAGCGAAUUGUUAACAAAGCUAGAGUUACUUAGCUAGAGGCAAAGUUUUUUGCUUUUCUAUUCAGUGGGGUCGUAUGAGUCACUUGUCAAUAGUAAGUGUGUUACCCACAGGGGAUUCCAGUCAGUGCGGCUCCUUUGUUGAGAAACCGUCCAGAGAGGCAGAACAGGAGCCAGCCUAUCAACCGCAGCAGACAAAGUAAACACCACCACCACAUACAUAAGCAGCUCAUUUUCAGGGAGUCCAAUCCAAACACUUAAAUCGCUGUAAGUGUAUGCACUUCUCUGAAAUUGUUCAGUGCUUUACUUAGUUGUCAAAAAGCCCAUUUGUCUUUGCUCUGGAUAUGACACAUACAUGCUCCUCUGUUUGUUACACUACAGAGGGGCUGAGUCCCUGUGGGUUGUACAUUUAUUAUCAUCUGGGGUGGCUGUGGCUCAGUGGUAGUUCAUUGACUCCCAAUCGGAAGGCCAGGGGUUCGAUUCCAGUGCUGUCCUCAUCUUGAAGUGACCCCAUCUGCCCCCACUGGCUGUGCCAAGUGGUAUACUCAUGGAAUUAGUCAAAAACUGAUAGGCUUUGUACAUAACAGCUCCCCCCAUCAGUGUGUGAAUAUGUUGUGAAUGGUUGAAUGUGACAGGUAAUGUAAAAGUGCUUUAAGUGGUCAGAAGACAAGGGAGAGCUAUAUAAAAAUAAUUCAUUCACCAUUUGACACAUUCCUCACACAACCUUAUUAAAAAUAACAGACUAUCCCUUUAAGAUGAGAAAACUAACGCUGCGUUCCAGUUGUACUCGGAAGUCAGAAUUUCCGAGCUCCGGGUCGGAAAUUCAUCUUGAACGCCCCCCUGAAGUUGGAUAUCAGACUCGGAAAGUCAGACGAUCCUCGCCAAACCUAACUUGACGACAACGUCAUUAUCCAAGAUGGCAGCGCAGUGCAUCAACAGUUAAGAGUAACAGUAAAAGCUCUUGUAAUGUAUUAUUGAUUAGCACUUCUGUUUUGUUUUUGUGAAAUUAAUUGUUAUAUGUUUUACUGCCCAACGUGUAACUGUGAACACGGUGCUAUGGUGUUUGUAAGAGUAAAAUACUUAGUUAUGUGUUGUUUACAACUGGUAAAGCUAACAACAACUAACAACAGCUGACAACUGCUAACAACAACUGACAACCGCUAACGACAGCUGACAGUUGUUGACGGCAGCUAACAAUGGGCAACUGUUGGCGUCCAUCUUGGUUUUCCGACUUGUUCACUGGAACGCCGUCAACUUGGGUGUAACAUCAUUCCCAGUUUCGACAUCCGACUUCCGAGCUAACUGGAAUGCAGCAUAAGAACAGUCGCUGAUAGGGGGUCAUUAUUUCCCUCAGGGCAACGACUGUUCUUUAAUGUCUAUUAAGUCUCAGUUUCACUGCAAAUAGUAGGUUACACAAAGGCUUACUUUAGUGGUAUGAACACAAAAACAGACCUUUUUGCGAUUUAUUUGUGAUUAGAAAUCGUAUAUUUUCCUAAAUAGCAUCAUCAUGAUGCAGAUUUCUUGAAAAAGAAAAAUGCUAGGUUUGUCGGGUCUAUUGUUUGAUCAUCUCUUCUUGUGGGGAUUAAAAAAACCUUUUGAAAGCUUGUUAGUUGAAUGGUGGCUACAUGGACCUUUCCUGAGGUGUUCAAGAUAGCUGAAAAAUCUAAAAGCUGAUUGGCUCCCUGUAUCAUGGGAUUUUUGGCCUAAGUUGAAUUCUAUGAUCAAAACAGGUUGUUAGCUGCACUUUUAUGUAGAAUAUAGAACAAUAGAGAUAGAAGUUGUUGUCAGACUUAUGCUGAAGAGGAGCUGAUGUAAUAACAGUGGACUGCUUUCCACCUGCUUUUGCUCUCCUUACAGACCAAAGUCUGUAUGUAUUUGAUGGGUCAAUACUCCUUGGACUACCAAUGACUUGUCAGGAGAAAAACACUACCUUGAAAAUGCUCGGUACAGAUUUUAGAAGGCGUAAACAGAAAGGGAGUUGUGAGAUUAUAGAAAAAGUAGGUUGAAUGUUUGAGUUGCAUCUAUUAGUCAUUGUUCUUUCUACAUCAAUCCUAAACUCUCUCGUAUUUCCUGGGACUGUCACGGGAAAUCUGUGAUAUCCAAGAAUCCUUCUUCAAGACACUACCACUAGUUGCGAGUGUAACAAUUUGAGCAUAUGCAGUCCUGCCAAAUGAUUGUUUCUUCUUGGACUUGUUUUCUCGCACGCAGCAGCCCUCCAAAGCACCUGUAAAAAGACUUUGAUAUGUAAAAAUGUUUGAGUUCCCUCUUAAAAUAACACCGUCAGUGUGCCAAAUUCGCUGUUAUCUCCCUGACUUCUCCACAAACACAACAGAUGCUUUGUUCAAACAUUCCUAUCAGCUGUUGUUGCAGUCUGACUUUAUUCCAGUCCGACCUCUCCUCUCACUCUUCUUUCUUUGUGUCUCUCUCUCUCCUCGGUGUGAGAGCGUGUCUGUCUUGUGAUUUUUCGGUUGUCUUCAGCGUGGAGCCUCAGCUGCCUGCAGUUCAGGCUCCUGUGUUUCUGCUGCAGCCUCCACACGUGAUUAAUCAUGUGAAGUGGCAAAAAGCACAACACUGUCAGGACUGUGAGGGAGACCUAAUGGAGUUGAAAAUGGGAUGUUUUGUCGUGAUGCAAUCCAUUUUGUUCCACCUUCUCUGGCUUGCUUGCAUGCCUGCUUGCUUGCCUUUCACCAUGCCCUCAAACAGUAAAUUCUUCUUCUUGUGCCAGGUACAAAAAGUGAAGCCUGCUGUGUCUGCUGCGUCUAUUUUUAAGAAGAGAUCCAGACAGAAAAAAAAACACUCUGCUGAGAAGUUUGGGUUUGUUUUGUUUGUUAUAAAGACGGGUUUGCGAAAUCAGUUCGCUCUGUCAGUUCUGCGCUCAUGGCCGUUUGAACAGCGCUUCUCUGCUCUUUAAUGCGGGCUGUGUGUCAGCCUCAGCACAGUUCACUGGAGACCAGGGGGUGAAAAUCGUUUUCAUUUUCCACUUUUAAGACUAAUCUUCUGAUUCCAGGGUGGAAAAUCAAGUAAAAUGCAUGUCCAGCAUGAACUCAAUUUAUUUGGAGCUGUUUGCUGUGUGGCUGUGUGUGUUCGAGCCAAACUGACCUGCUGUUCAGCGUCUCAGUUUCUCUCCCCUGCAGCCGAGGGUUCGACAUGAAACCUAAUCAGCUGUAUGACGCGACAAAGGGGCUGAAUGUGAUAAAAUGCCAACAGCGGAGCAGAUUAAAUGAACAAGGUAAUGAAGGUAAUGAAUGAGAGUGUUUCACACUGAAGAGUUUAAUUAACCUCGCUUCUCAGCAGCCUCUCUGCACUGAAACACCUUUGUCACUGAAUCCCUGCCCUCUUCCUCCGGUGAGGACUGCCCUGGGCAAUUUAUAGAGCGGCCUUAUGUGCCAGGGGCAAUUAAUCCCACCUCCUGCCCCAAGGCCUUAUCCUGGGUAUCUGUCCUUUAUCUCCAUGUUGCCACGCUUCUUCAAGCACACCUUUUCUCCUGACCUACUCAUCUUCCUCCUCCUUCUCCUCCUCUUCUUUCUCCAUCUCCUCUUCACCCCCCUCUCCCUCACUCAGACACCUGCGACCACACACUGAGAGCACAUCCUCACCGUCAGCAGUCCCUGGCAGCUAAAUAUGCGCACACACACAUCCACGUCUGAACAGAUACUCUUGUCAGAUUGAAAUGAGGUCCAAGUAUUCAUACAUAAACAUACACACACACACAGAUACUCACUAAUAUUCAUGAGGACCUCCUACUGUUUUUACUUUAGCUCUUUCUUUGCCUGCUCAAACAACCUCCCCUCUCAUUGUUCAAAUAUUGACCGCCACAUUCUGACAACUUUAAUACACCUCAGCUGUCUUUCUUUUUCCCCAUUCCCAUCUCUCCUUUUUUUUUUUUUCUCCUCCAUCCACGCUCACACACCAUCCUGCCACAGCCCUGCUACAUCUUGUUAAAAAGAGUUAGUGAAGCUGAAAGGCCAAUCACAUUAACACGGAGGGAGUGUCAAAAAAGACCGCAGAGAAUAUGGUGGAAGGGUCAAAUCAAACGGACACUUCUCAGAUUUUAAUUGCAAAUGCCUAAUUGCUCUCAUAAUUAUGAGUAAUAAGACUCAGCCGGGCUGAUCUUGAAUGGAUUGUGCAGCAAUUACUCACCGCUGUCGCCGCUUGAGAAAUAUCUCCGUAGAUUAGCGUUUAAUCCCGGUGCCCAGGAUCUCAGAAGUCUUUGAAGAUGCGCGGCUGAAUGUCCUCGUCCACAGCCGACGUGGAAGGCCCCGCCUUGGGUGACGGGCUGCAGCCAUUUUGUACUGGAGAGCUCUAAUCAGUCAUGGUGGAAGAGAGAGGAUUUAUCCAGCAGCUCGGACUCGAGGAUGAUUAGAUGCUCAGAUGAGAAGGGUUAGCGAAUUUGGCCAGGGCAUCAAUGUUACUGUUCCAGUUAUCUCAUUUCCCUCCUUUCUCUGAUAAACGCCUUGUGAAGUUGGAGGAGCCAACCUUGAAAGUUGCUUUCAUGAGCUGCCAGCUACCACCCUUCCACAUUAAAAGUCUGUGAUUGCAAUUACCAACAUGUUUCAAUCGUAAUUACAGCAGUUAAAAUAUUAAAUAGCCUGAGGCCAAAAUAAAACUUCCACACGCUGUCAUCUUCAGAAGCUGAGCUGCCUGGACUCUUGUGAAAUAGCUCAAUUAAAAUAUGAUCACCUCUCUCUGGUGCAUACUUAAUUGCGUGUGGUGCUAAUAGCAAACUGUCUGCUAUCCCCAAGUGGGUCAUGUCCCCUGUACCCCAGCCAGCCUUUCUCUAAUCUCAAAGUCUUUUACCCCUUUUUAUGUUUGUACCAAUCAGCAGCCUCCAAAGUUGAGAAGUGGAACCAGGGCGGAUGUGUAAAAUACUGCCGUUCCUCGAGCGGCCACUUGAGGCUAGCUUCAAAAGAAAGCCGAUCUCUAUCAGGCUCACACCAAUGUAACAGUGCGAACACAACCCUGUACUGAAGGGUUUUCUGUCUAUGUGUCUUGUUGCUCUACUUUUAUGCCUUUUGAUUUUGGAGAAGACAGGACAGUGGACAAGCAGGAAGCCGGGAGAGAGAGAGUUGAGAAUGAUGCGCAGCAAAGGGGCCAAAGCUGGAAUCAAAUCGGCUGUCUACUUCAGGGUCAUAUCCUCCAUACAUGGCGUGUGACUUUUAAUAUAACUUGGUUAUAUAACUCGACUGAGGAGACACACUGUACCAAUUCAAUCACUGAACUCACUGUCAGCACUGCGCUUGUUUUAUUACUGUGCAGAGGUUUAUUUCAAUGCAGGUGUUACAGUGACUAAAAAAGUGUGUAAUAUAAUUUCUAUUUUAGUGCCUCUCAGCAGGUAAUGUCGUCUGCUGCAGACUUUAUAAAACGAAGGACAACAUGAUAGAUCCCCCAAAGUAACAACAAAACAUAUAAGGAGUAGACAGUUGAAGUCCACCAUGUUAAUAGAUGGGGUCAAACUUUAAAAUCAAAAUACACAUUGAAUAAAUCUCAGACAAUUAUUCUGUCAUCAAACUUUGUUCUCAUUUGUGUUCAGACAUGUCAUCUAGGUUUAGUUAUAAUGAGCUAUUAUGAGUUAUUCACAAUUUGAAUCCAAGGAUAGGGUAUGAUGCUUUUUUAACUGCUCUUUUCAGAGGUUCAGUUUCUGAGUAUUUACACAUUACUGAAGUUGAAGGAGCUGAGGACACAUUGUCUGUCUUUUCAUAUAGACAGUUAGUGCUCACUAGGGGCAGGAGAAAAAAAUGAUACCGCACAGUAUUGUAAUAUUUUGUCUGGUGAUGUAUCGUAUCGUCUCAUUUACCAAGUAUCGAUUUUUCAGAUUAAUUGCUAAUAUGAAGUCAAAUCUAUGAUAAUGGAAAAAUAAAAUCAACUGUUUGUCCAGUGAGAUUGGCAGAAGUGACAUCAUAGAGCAGGAGAAAGUUAGUACAACAAAUAUAUAUAUAUAUAUAUAUAUAUAUAUAUAUAUAUAUAUAUAUAAGGUUUGCGAGAUGUGCUACAUGAAAACAAAAUACUGCAUAAAUAAGACAAACAUAAAUGAAGCCAAAUGCUUGAUUAGCUAAAAAGUUGAAAAAUUUAAUAAAUCGCAAUAUAUUGUAUCCCAAUACUCACUGUAUUGCAAAAUGUUAAAAAUCGCAGUAAUAUCAUAUCAUGGCCCAAGUGUCGCAAUAAUAUCAUGUCGUGGGGCCACUUGUGAUGCCCACGCCUAGUGCUCACCAUACACAUCGGCUCUUGUGUGGGAGUUUAUCAGCAGAUAUGACAGUGGGCUUGUGGUGAGUUUUUUCUUUUUUUUUUUCAGUUUUUUUUUUUUUUCAAUCACCUGAUUUUUUUUCCACCUAAUGCCACGAUUUAUAGUUUCAUUAGUCUGAUUAAUAUACCUGUAGUUUCCUGGUCAGCAGCCUCCAAUAGAAAAAUCCUGUUCUGGUAACUGUCUUAUUCGCCAGCUUAUAAAUCAGCAGCAGGUUUAAGCUGAUAAGCUUUGAUUACUUGCAUUUGACAACCACUCCCCUCACUGCACCGUCUCCCUCAAACCCAAAUAUUUUCACCCCUGACUUUAGACGACUAAAACGAUGGUGACCAAAUGUUGAACUCGAGGCUUCAAAAAGUUGUAUAAAGAACCAGUAAGGCGACAUCACAGGGGCGACUUCAAUUAUUAAUACAGUCCAUGGUUUGUACAAGCACUUUUAAGCAGUGGACAGUCAGCGAGACUAUGUGAAGGCUUUUUCUCCAUCUAUCUUUAGAAACAGUCGCUCCUCUGUCUGCAUAAUGUCUCUCUGUCCCUGCUUAAGCACAUUUGAGCAGCAUCAGGCAUUAUCUCUGGCUGGUCAGGGAGGCCCUUUCAUGGCUUUGUGUGGCAUAUAAAGGGCCAUCUGACUCGGUGGGAGCGAUCAUUACCCGACAUGGGCCUAACAGAGAGAAAGAAAUGGGAGCAUAAUGUGUGAGGCAGAGCCCGAGGGUUUGCUUUGACUCAUACCCAACAUCACAGCCUUUUAUACUAAUCCAUAUUUAAUUAGACUUUCCUUCAGUGCUCCCUCCUCUCUUAUUUACCCUUGCUAUGUUGUUUUAUGGGAGGCGGAGGGAGGGGUGGGCGCAGAGAGAAAGAAGCGAGGUUGACAUGGGAUUACUAUUAAUAAGCACAGGAGAGGAGGGAAGGUAGAGCCUGGCGAGGGCUCCGGGGACGCUGCCGCCUUUCAUUUCAUUAAUAGGAUAUUGUAAUUCAAACAGCACUCAUCAGCUUGGCUACAGUAACCUGCUUUGAGUCCUGUGAUGUGUUGAAAUUUCAAUCAGUUUUGUUGGUGUUGAGUAAGGGGUGUUAUGCAUAGACACAGCGGUGAGUGAUGGUUUGUGUUAUAAACACUAAUGAAGUGAUGGAGUCGUGUAGAUCCUGCGUCUGAUUGGUAUUCAUCAGGUACUUCUGAAGCCUUUAGAGGAGAUGAUGUUCACAGAACUUUCUGCACCGUUAAGUUCAAAUAAAUGUCUUCCGUGUGCUGUCAUCGCAGGAUGUCUCAGGAUGACUGACUCUUCAUCAGAUCCAUUAUUAGAAUCUCAGGGCCGUGCUCCGCUCUGUCAUGGAGCAAUAGACGCUCGCGAGUCCAUUUAAGUGUGAAAAAAAAACUUUUUUUUUUUUUCUUCCCCUCAUUUCUGAAAAUGAACAUUUCAAUCAGUGUGUUGCCUUUGGGAAGGAUGGCGGGUGAAGGUCAGUAUAAAUUUCAGCAGUAAUAAUUAGAUUCUUUAUUAGUCUUCACCAGUGAAUUCAGCUCUGGAGAGAAAUGGUGCAAAAGGAGCAGCGUUGGCCGGGUGUUGACUUAAUGUCACCCAUCCAUUUUGAUUUCGCUCUGGUCGGCCUUGCAGGAGCUGGAAAAUGGGAGGCUCAUUCAUCACUGGCUUUCUCUGGCUCUGGGCACCGACAUGCAUUCAGUCAUAGCUGGAGUGACAGACACACUCACACACGCACACACGCGCGCACAAACACACAAAAUCAGCGUGAAGCGACAUGGGACUGCACACACACACAUGCACACCAAGAAGAUGAAUCUCAGUGUGAAAAUCUUAAGAAUAACCAGAAAGAAGUGUAAAAAUGUUGAACCCCCAUGAGCGCACACACUCAUCACAUACAUUUUCCCACACACACUCACACACAGCCACUCUCUCAUCCAUUCAUGUGUGUAAAUAAAAUCAACCUGUCUGGGGUCUUUGAUUGAUUGACUGACAGGAGCUCCAGCAUCUAUUUUCUGGCAGCGCAAUGUGACAUAAGUGAAGCUCAGCUGGAGGUUUGGGACUACUCAUACAUUUUAAAAUGACCCGGCAUCAUUUUUCCACGUUUGUUUCUUUCCUCCUCUUUCAGAAAGGAAUCCCCAUCGGACAGUUCUGCAAGGACUUCAACGAGAAAACCAAAGAGUUGAAAGAGGGCAUCCCUCUCCCCGUCAGGAUCCAUGUAAAGGUACGUCGUUGUAGGUCUUUUCUAACCAGUCCCUGACCCCUUUUACACUUAGAGGCCUCCUCCUUCCUUCAAUUGUGGUUAAUUCCUUCAGCUGCAUAACAUAACCAGGGCACUUCCAUUAUUCAUACUCUACCACUGAAGUAAGCUUUUCCAUUUGCAUGUAUUAAUGAAGCAAUACCCAGAGGAGCUUGGAGUCAAGAGGCAUUAAGUGCAUGCUCAAAAUGUGAAUUACUCAGAAAAGAAGUGUUAUAAGUAUGUAGUAUUUAUUAUAUACACCCGCAUAUUAUUUAACCUCCCCACCUCCACCACUACCUCCCCUUUGUGUUGUUUCACAUCAGGAGUCAAGUCCUCUCUGCUGAAUAAAAGUGUAAUGAGGUUUAUGAUGUAAGGCGGGGGAAGCCCAAUCCGUUAAAAGGCGUGAAUUAAUUUUGAUCUGCAGAAACAGCAGCAGCAGCAGCAGCAGCAGCAGCUCUGCCAGCACAUCUGGAGGCCUCGCUGCUGCCCAUCAUUGCCAUCUGCUGGCGGUUUUCAGUGCCAGCUCUGUCCACACUGCCCCUGACUUUUCCUGUAUUGUUACGCUAAAUUUGUCUGCAACGCUUCUGCCUCCGAAAUGAGUGUUCCUCUGCUCGGCUUUCACCUUUAACCUCGAGCUUGUCAGGAGCUUUUAGAGCAUCUCUGAAACCUUUCAUCCCACUCUUCAAGGAGGCGUUGACAUUUUGGAAAAUCCUCUUGUUCACCUCUUUGCACGGAGUUGGACGAGGAGAUCAAUCUCAUAUCGGUGCGCUAAGGGAACAGCCGGAGUCUGGAAGCAAUUAGUUGAACAUGAAGACUUAAAACAGGGAAACAGCUUGCCUAAAAAUGCUCAAAGUAAAAAAAAAACAACAACAACAACAGCCUAUGAGCACCUCAGUGGUUAACUUAACGUAUCCCCUUCAUUUAAUCCACACACAAACAGACAUGUAAUUUUAUCAGGAACUUACGGCCAUCUUUGCAGCUAUGUGAGGCGGUACACUCUGUCAGGCUUGUAAUGUUAUCUGCUAUUUUAAAACUCUUAACUAAAGCUGAUGGGGACGCCGUGCUUCUUGCAGGUUUUUCAUCUUUAACUCAAGCAUCCAAAGCUCACCAAAGGUCCAGAAUGAGCUUUUGAUAAAGUGAGUUGCUUGCUUAUUUCUGUCCCCUUUUGAGACAGUUUGCUGCACGAUCAGCUGAAGGUCUAAUGCGGACUAGACACAGAGGGAUUUCUUUCUUUGCUUGACCCCAGAUGGAACAAUCAGCUUUUAUACAUCAGUGAACUCCUGCCUCAGCCUUAGAGUUCAUAUAGAGAGCCCAGUCUUCAAGGGGGAGCUUGGAGUGUGGCCUCUGCUCCACUGCACAAAGAGGAAACCGAGUGUUGUAAGCCUCUUGGGUGUAGAGGGUUUCUCAGGGCUGUUGCAUUUAUACACAAAACAUGUCACCAUGUCUGAACUGUCUCUGGAGAGGAGUCGAAGAGUUGCUGGGAUGGGGGUUGUAAGGUGAUUUUGUUAGCCUCCUGACACUAACACAAAAAAAACAGAUGGAUGGAGAUGCAGUGUCAAAAAUGCACCGGUCUUCAAAGUUUUCACUUUUCAGUCUUCAGGAACGAAACUUUUGUGCUGAAAUCAGUGGGAAAUUAUUCAACAGGUAUUGAUGGUAGACUAGGGAUGGACCACGUAAUUGGCCAGGCCAGAUAAAGGCAUUUUAACAUAAUCAGCAUCGGCCUGUAUCAGGGCUUCUGAGGUUGAUUAACGUAUGAAAAAAUCAUGUCCAAUGACAUUCAAGGCAGUCUCAUCAAAGUAGCUACUGUUGAGCAGCAUCAACAUCUCUUUAAAUGAUGGCACCUUUUAAUGACGACUGAUCAGUUUGAACUCUUACUGUAUUUAGUUUAUGAUUUGUAUUCUGUUAAGAUUCAUAGAAUAAUGGAGUUUACUUUGCCUCUUGCUUAAUGAACUCAAUAUGUCAUGUUCUGACAGCUAUAGUAUAGCCUAAUAUAUUUUUCCUCUUUUUUAAUAACUAAUUUAAAAUCCAUCUGAAGUAUGUUUACAGCUAAGAUAACCAUGGAUAUUAGAUUGAGUAUGGAUUAAUGGCUGUUAUUGUUAUUUAGCUCUUUUAUUUUAUAAAUGCAAAAAAGUGACAAUAUAAUAUCGAUAAUAGGCUGAACUGCCAAGUUAAUAUCGGCAUCAGCAGUUUAAAAAAAGCAUAUCGGUCGACCACCAUUGUAGACGAUACAAAAUAUAGUGUACACUCUUUGACGUCAUGCAUUGAUUUGCAUUGAUAUUAUGAAGCCCAACAAUUGAGGUUUAGCACUUCUUCUUUGGCUGUACUUUUCAACGCCUAAGGUUGCUACUUGGUAUUUGAAUUCAAUCAAUCUAUUCAUUUAUAUCAUACAAAUCCCUGAAGCUAGACAUAAAAAAGUAGCAGAAUAAGCCUUUAAAAUCCACCUUAUGUGAUCAUAUGCAACCCUCACAAACUGUUGUCAUACAUCAAUCCUGGAUAAAAUGGCUGUUUCUGAAUAUCACUAAUGGUUAAGCUAGAAUCAACCAUAGACCACAGUGUAGGCCAACAAGAUACCAUUAGUUAACCUGUAAAGUUUGGAGGCAUGCUUUAACUUUUGGUCAAGUAGUCGCACUAAUAGUUUAUAGUAUAUCAAACUUAUAUUGGCUGUCAUGCCCCACCAAAAACUCACAGGAGUGAUAUUUAACGCUUUAAUGCUCCAGUUUGUCUCAUGUUGGCAAACCCUGUGGACAGAGUGGAAAGUCGUGUUAUCUGGAGAAAAAAACUCUCACCCUGAUGUUGUAACAGUCAAAGACAUCACCUACUGUCAGUUUGAAUGGAAAAUGUCAACAACAAAAAAACAGUUUCUGCACUGUUUCAAUUCCAACAUCUGACACCUACCUUAGAGCAAGUAGAACAAGUUAAAUCAUAUCUAGUUUGAAAAAAAGAAAAAUGAAGUUCAACAUUUUAAAUAUGAAAAACGAUUCUGAACCCUAAAGUAAAUAGUCAUGAUCAGCCUCGUCUUGACUCUGCAAACUGUUUCAUUCUGCAUCCAGUCUUAAUGCCAAGCUAAGCAGAUGGCGCAGCAGCGAACUUAAACUGUGAAGUCUCAGCGUAAACUGAAUAUUAUUUACUGCUCCAUUCCAGCCCUCACACCACCACCCCUCCUUUCACUGUCUUUUUGUUUUUCACUUUUUCAUUUUGCCUGUCAGAAAAAGCCUGUCCCAUUAGAUGUUUGUUUUCUUUCUUAAAAGAAGGAGGCGGGCUCAUUGGACCUUUUCAUCCGACAGCUUUUCUAUAGAUAAAGAAAAAUUUUGUUUCCUCUGCAGAAAGGUCAGUUGUGUUAGAUAACACGACUCUGAUGACAAAUCACCUGCCCUGUGAUAUCUCCCCAGCCCAGCCUUCACUUUAUUGUCCUCUUUGUUUCAUUGUUGUUUAGUUUCUUGUGACAGGUAACAGACGAUCCAAAGUAAACUUUUUCUGAUGAUUUAUUGAUUGGAUCUCUUUGUUAGAUUUUCAUUUAAAAAAAAGACUUGUAGUGAAUGCAUCUUCGUUAAAAGAAGGGGGUCAGAAUAACUCUGAGGCUAAGGAGAUUAUUUUUACUCUGCUCCUGAGGGGACGAUGGAAAGGGCGAGCCAAUGAGGCUGAAGAGCAGAUGGUGCAGCAGCCGCAGCAGCAGCACAGGGUUUAACAUUUAGGGAGGAGGCUAACUAACAUGAAGACCUCAUGGAAAGGGAUGCUGAAGUCACAAUGGGUGUUCACAUCAGUUUUGAAGCCUGUUUAUUGCCUUAAUCAGCCUUGAGUUUCACUGAUUCUGGACACCGUCCAUGCUCUCAUCAGAAUCGUUUCUGGCUGCAGCAGUACAAAAAAAAAAAACAGUACAGAUGUCCAGCGCUGUACAGACGGCAGACAGGAAAGAAGGAAGCGAAUAAAGACAUCAGAGGACACUUAAUGUGCGUAAUUUAAAAAACAUUAUUAGAGUGUAUGGAGAGAAUUGGUUAUUGAGGAGCUUAUAAAUAAAAGAUAUGGAUAAAACAAUGUCUUAUGGUGGAAAAAUUAAACAACAGAUAAAAUUAUGGUUAUAAUCACUUACAAGGAUUGUUAUAAAGCCUGAUAGAUUAAUUUUUACGGCUUUAUAAAUGUGGCUAUGAGGUCAGUGUAAGUAGUAGGUUCAUAUACAGUGUUGUCAAAUUAUGAAAGAGGAUUAAUAAUACUGAUUUAAUAUAUUGAUUGAUAAAUACACAAACUGAAUUAAAAAGUUAAAGGAUCCGUCUUUACAUAAGGAUAAAAAAGCAUUUUGAGGAGUUGCAAGUUUUGCAAGCAAGUGAAAUAUCGCAAUCGAGAGAAUUUACUUUUUAAAAAAAAAAUGUGCCCAGAAAAAGCAAAAAACAGUUUCCAGCCUUCUCCAGCUUUUUACAGGCAGAACCCAGAGCCCAGGAUUUUUACAUUUGGUAAAAAAAUAAGUCAAAAAAGGAUCCAAAAUCAGGCCUUUUGCCGCUUCUCUAAUGGCUGUGUACUUUUCGUUUGACGUGCUCACCUGAUUAACUGUCCAAAGGGCUUUUGCAAAGGGCUUUGGAUCUUGUUCCACCACCCCAUACUGGCCAAAAACUGUUAAAGGUAAGGAGUUGACUUAGUUGAUUAAACAUCAUCACCAGAGUAACCAGUUGGCAAACAAUUUAUUAAUAAUUUUAUUAUCGUAGGCUCAAAAUGAUGUGUCUAAGACGUAUCAAGCCUCCACUAGCCAUGGAUGUGGCUCAAUCGAAUCAUUACUACCAUAAUGCUGUAAUGCUCUACUACCUGGAUGUAACUAGGUAGAUAACAUCUUUUAGCAUGGCAGGGUUUGGCAGUGUUUUAAACUGGAAUAUGGAGGUUAAGAGGAUGUAGGCUGUGUCCGCUAAAACAAAACAGUAAUACGUAAACCGCACAAGUAUCAAAGACUGGAGGUGCUAAUUUUUGCUAACGUUAGCCACACUUUGUAAACCAAUAUGAUGUUUACAUUCAGACUUUAUGAUCCCGUUUUUAUUCACUUUGGAAAACCUCUAGUUGCAGCUGUAAAGCAGAACAGGUUCAGUUGCACCAAAAAGGUACCUGAAUUUCCUCUCUCUCUCUCUAACAAGUUUCAGCCAGUUGUUCGGUGUCAUAAAUGUCCUUUUUGGUCUUUUUACUCCUGCAACAAAAGAAGUGUGCGGUCAGUGAAAAGGUUACCCAGUUUAUAUCAAGCCACCAGAAUGUGCUGAAGCCAGAUGGAAAUAGCUGCUGUUCUGAAUAACAACAACUUUGCACACUAUCCCAAAAACAAGUCUCGCGGUCUGCUAAGACUGUGAAAGAUGCCUUUGAGAAACAGCAGAUGAUCUUCUCAGAUACGAAAUGGAAAUAAAUGGUCCUUAUGGUCCUUAUUUAAACCAUUAUGCCUAAAGGUGUAACGUUCAUUUGUAGCUUAAUCCAGUAUGACUUCUCUGAGCGCAACGCGUCAGAAAUAGUAGGGAGGCGGCGUUAAAGGAGGCACAAGGGCAUUUGCUCCAUAAGCUGCAUGAUGCAACGGCUAUAAAAAAACCUAUAAAAAUGAAAAAGGAAGGAGUUAAAGGAGUCUCACCUCUGAAAUGUACCGGUGCUUUUUUGGACAUUUAUGGUCUUACCCACUUGAACCAAAUGGCAUAUCCCAGAACAAGGUUUCAAGGUGGAUUACAGUCUGGAAAGAGAGGGUCAUCCUGUAAGUCAAUGAACCUUCAAAGCUAUUAUUUUGGGGUAAACUGGUGAAGUAAUGUUGCUCUAAAUUACAGUCUGUUAUUAAUUGGAACAGCAAGAGAUGGACCCUGUAUGAUAAAUUACUGCAGUGUUUAAAGGUGGGACAGUAAGUGACAUUUAAUACUCUUGAACAACAAACAGGAGUUUUUAAUGUGCAGUGAACACCGUAAGCUAUUAGCCCCGAGAUAUGAAAUUAAUGGAGAAGGAGCUAAAUCAAUCCGAGAGGGAUGAAAGGAAAGUUUCUCCUGAUUAACUGGAAACAUAAAUACUGCAGACGAGAGGGAAUGAUUUCCCCCCAAAAAACUGCACACUGUUUCACUUAGGACCCCGAGGAGAGCUGGUGAGCAGUCAAUACUCAUUUUCUUUUGCUUUAAUCAUGCAGCCCCAAUUAAAAAGGCCUCGUUUUUUUUUUUCACCUUUUUCUGUUUAAUAAAGCAACGUGCUUCAUUAUUUUAGAGGAGGAAACAUUCCCUGUUUUCAUAUUGAUUACAUCUAAAUUCCAGUUUAAAAUACAGUCAGCAGAAAUGUUUUAAAACAGCUGAACUCAUACUUCAGGUGACGAGUACUCCGAAAAAAACACAGAUUUUUGGUGUUCAUCAAUCUAAGCUACAGUAUUUUUUGCUAUGUUCACACUGCUGGUCAAUUCCGAUUUUUUAACCAUAUGUGACACAUAUCUGAUUUUUUCAUGCAAGUGUGAACAGUGCAAUUCUGAUUUUUUCAAAUCCGACCCAGGCCUCUUUUGUAUGUGGAUAUAAAUCGGAUAUGUAUCCGAUGUGACUGCAGUGUGGACGCUCAGGUCCCGUUCAUCCGACCUAUACGUCAUUAAUAUGCGACAAACAUCACCAUUGUUCGACAACAAAAACAGGCGCGGAAAGUAAUUUGUGCUUUAUGUGCAUGCGAGUCACUUCACGGACACAUUCUGUUCACAUCAGAUGCCGCAUUCGUUUUUGUAAUGUGAGCGACCGCACAAAAAAGAUCGGAUUUAACAAAAAAUCUGAAUUGCGCAUCAUAACCUGCAGUGUGAACGUAGCCUUUGUCAGAGCCACAGCUACCAUUAAAAUUUACAUAAGGGAUGCACAGACCUGAAUUUCAAUCCAGAAUCCAAAACUCUGGAUUAUAGUUUUAUGAAUAUACCACGUGACUUUUGUGUUUAAUUAUCAAUUAAACAGAAAAGGAGAGUGUUUAAUUGAUAAUCUGUGUGCCUCAGUCUGUGGAGAAGACUGUGAUUCUUUUUGACUCAAGGCUCCUAUAAGGAAUACUUCACUGAUUAUGAAUGAGACUGAAAUAAAUUCUGAUGCCUCUGUGUGCUACAAAAGCAAACCACACAAUCAGCAAGAAGAUUAAUUAAUUUCUAUAUAGUUAUUUUUAGUGUUUGCUUUGUGUCAGAGGUUUCCAGUUGAAGCGCCCCGGCUGACAAUGCUUUUAUCUACUUUCUCCACAGAAAUGAUUCACAUUAAGGGACAUGUUUGACUUUUAAAAGGAAGCAGGAGAAGAUUUUUAAUCAAAAAACACAGCUCGUAUUCGGGAGAAAGAAACAGAGAGAUAAUACGUGAUGCCUUGAGCACAGAGGUCACAAAAUUGUCUGUAUGGCACACAUGAAAGACCUCCAAUGAGCAGACGCUUAAUUCCUCCUUCACUUGAAAUCAUAUCUCUGUUCACGUACUGCACAUCAACAAAAACACAGUUUAUAAAAUCCUCUACUGUCAGGAAUUCAGCCGUUUGUCUCUGUAUUGGAUGGAUGUCUGAUAAUUGUAUCUGAAAGUUGUAUCACAUAACAUGGUGGAUUUUGUUUGGUAAUUCUGCUUCUUUUAACAUUUUUUUUUUCAGGGAUUGGUCAGAUUUCAACUCCUCACAUACAGAUUACUCUUUUUCAGCCUCACGUUGGAAAAUUACUGAUUAUUUUUGUCAUUUUCUGGAGGAAAAUCUUCGUUGUAAAAACAACUCCUGGAUCCUGGUACCGAUGCUGUCUCAUAAAUCAAAUUGAUUUUAAAGCUCCUGUGAGUUUUUUCUGGUUAGUAAACUGAUUAAAAUUUUAAGUGAUGUCUUGUUAUGAGCCACAAAAGCAAACAAGCCCAUCAGAGACAAGUUUGACUUUUCCUUUAAUGAGAUUUUUAAUGUCUGAAAUCACUGAAAAGGAGAUGGUGUUAGACCACGUGAUUGACAGCACACUGGAGAAACAAACAAGGUUGACAGUGAGAGGUAUGUUUCACUGUUGAAGACAGCAACACAACUUAAAUAUGUACAGGACGGGAUCAGCAAAAGAAGGAGGACUGCUUUGUCCACAGGGGGCGCCAAAAAUUUCACAAACAGACAUAGAAAAGUAAAUAAACAGCGUAGACAUUAGACAGCUCAUGUUUUCCAUGUCGUGUUUGAAAGUUGAGGAAGUAGAUGUUUAAAUUUUACAUUUUCCUUAUAUGAUUAAACAUUAGAUCAGAAUAAAUAGCUCAACACCUUUCGCAUACUCAAAUAGCGGCCGUGAAGUACAACGCUUGUGUAAAAGAAAUAAAUCAGACGGACAGACACAUUAAAGUUUUUUUAUAACUCAUACAGCCAGAAAGUUUGAGCUUUAUUGGCUGAAACUUUCUCUCAACCAAGGACAGUUUUGGUGGUAAAUACACUAUCAAUACCACUGCCAAGUUUGUAAGUGCUGUGAAAAAAGACAGAAAGCUUUGCAUCUGACGUUUGGUGCAAAAAUUAACAUACAAACUUGUCUGGUGGUUUUCAGGUGGUGGUGGUCUUGGUCUGAGGGAAAUGGAGUGUCAGUAUUUUCUCAAAUCUAGGCCACAGCCCAUUUUAUUACUCCAUAAAAAGCUCAUAUUCAUCGGUCCGCCUUUAUUUCUCCUCUCUCCUCAGCCUGACAGAACCUAUGACCUGAAGAUCGGCAAGCCAACGGUGUCGUACUUUCUCAAGCAGGCAGCAGGCAUCGCAAAAGGGGCCAGUAAGACGGGUGAGACAUGCUCCUGCUCUGAUGUUUCUGCUCCACUUUCCCCCCCUCCCGAGUCCCUCCUGUAACGGACACACGUCUCUCCCUUGGCUCAGUUUUGAGCGGCGCUUUGAUUGAUGUUAUAUUCAUGGCAUGUGGGGGAAACUGCUGCAUAGGAAGGAAGUGGCAAAGGUGGUGUGUUUAAAAAAAGAGAAUUAUAGAUGUCUACCUUUUUAUACUUCCUGCCCUGAGCCAUCUCCUGCCUCGUUUCUGCUCCUAAAAACCACCUCUACAUGGUCUUCAACACACACAUCGACUGUACGCACCUACAUGAGCACACACUUUGUCAUCUUUGUUGUACUGAACUUCUAUUAAUCAUUCAUUCAGGUUUUUUUUAACACUGAAAUCUCUAUAUUAUGUUUUUUUAUAUGUCUGUCUAUGUGUGUGUGUGUGUAGGCCAUGAGACGGCAGGAAAGGUGUCGGUGAGGACGGUGUACGAGAUCGCUCAGGUGAAAUCUCAGGACGAGUGCUUCGUGCUGAGAGACACUACGCUACAGAACGUGGUGAAAAGCAUUGUGGGUUCGGCACGUUCUCUGGGAAUCGAAGUUGUCAACGAGUAAGUCUUUAUUCUGUGUCCUUGUGCUUUUAUGAAUCUGUUUACUGAAGAUACCAGAACAGUAACCCUGGAGAGAUUUUUAAAAAAUACAAGGACACAAACUUUACCAUAGAGUUUCAAAAAGACAAAGUAUCCUGUCAUUAUUUUCUGUCAUGCUUUCUAACAGCCACCAGAGGUCAGAUUACACAACAGUACAGUGGCCACUGUAAUAAAAGCACCUGUCGUCACACCAGCAGAUACCCACUUUUGUCACAUAAACUGCUCUGCUCAGGAUGAUCACAUCUCAUUUUGUCAGUGAAUAGUUGUUAUCUGAGUGUAGGUCUAUUAUCGGUGUCUUUAUAAAGCACUUGAGAAUAACCGACCACACUUAGACUACUUACUAAACCACCCUGGCGCCUUUAUGAGGAACCAAAAAGAGCUGUGAGGAACUUCUCGUUCUGUAAUAAUUGUCUUCUGUUCACAGCUCUGUGUGAUAUCCCCCACAUUUUAGUACAAUCUCCUGUAAUAAAGAGCUCCGUGGAGCAUAUGUAAGCUAAAUAAAGAAAAGGAGAAAGGCUAGUCUUUAAGUGCAGAGGCAGUCUCAUGAUGUAAUGGUGUAGGCUAACACAGUCUCCAAAUCUUAAGCGAGUUUUAAGGGUAUAAAGGUGCUUUAAGAUGCAAUUAGCCGUGUGUUUUACUGUUUGCUCUGUCUGUUCCAGGCUCUAGUUUAUUGUACUGUUGUAAUUCUGUGCGCUGUACUCUGUUUAAGAGACCACUUGUUGUUUCGCUGCCCGACUCCUCUCAUAAUAAACAACAUGAUUAAUAACAGGAACACCUGAUAGUAACAAAGAGUCCAGCACAACAGCAACACCAGGACAACACUCCCUCUAAAACCAGUCAAUCUUUAUGUGUAUAGCACCAAUUAACAACAAGUGUUAUCCCAAGACGCUUAAAGGGAUAUUCCGGUGUAAAAUUAACUGACCAGCCGACUGCUGGCUUCUCUAGUUAUACCAACUUUAGUAACGACCGAAUGAUAGCAUUAUACAGCUGUCUCAGGAGCCAUAAAUAAACCUUGACCAAAACGCCACUCUAUAGCCACAAAUAAUGCUCAGAACAAAACCUAACUUCAUCAACAGUACAUAUAGGGCCACAGCCAUAGCACUAGCCACCAAACAUCUUUUUAGCUUUGCCUGAUUUCUUUAGCAAAGAGACUAAACACAACUUACCUACUCUCUUCCAGCAGCCGCUUGUUCGUACAGAGACCCCAGGCGAGUCCAUCUAAUGCAGCGGGGUGACGCAGCUCAAGGAAGAACAUUUAUGAUAAUUUCUUCAUGGAAACGCAAUCAGACCGAGAUGCUGAGGCAGAAGAACUACUGCGUCUGCAGUACAAAAUGAUUAAUUCAAGGAAAUGAUAAAGUAAUGAUCAUAAAUGUUCUUCCUUGAGCUGCGUCACCCCGCAGCAGUCUGUAAUGGACUGGCUCGAGGUCUCGCUACAAACAAACGGCUGCUGGAAUAGAGUAGGUGAGUUGUGUUUAGUCCCUUCACUUAAGAAAUUAGGCAAAGCUAAGAAGAUGUUUGUUGGCUGGUACUACGGCUAGGACCCUAUACGUACUGUAGAUGAAGUUAGGUGCUGUUCUGACCAUUAUUUGUGGCUAUAGAGUGGCGUUUUGGUCGAGUGCAUGGCUCUGUGUAUUGUUAUCGUGUGGUUGUUCCUAAAGUUGGUAUAACUAGAGAAGCAAGCAGUCGGCAACAUUCAUCUCUUGACGGGGUGUCUAACUCGCUGUUACCAUGGGUUUGUUUGACCCGAACUGAAUGUUACGCUGGAAUAUCCCUUUAACCAACAAAAGCUGGUCUAGACCAAACUCUACUGACCAAGACCCAAUCUAAAGAAGGGAUAAGAUUGAGCCCCAUCUUGUAAGAUCAGACUCACUCUGAUCCCACCUUUAACCACUCAAGUGUAGCACUUUGCAGCAUUUAUUAAGUCAUAGUGAAGAGAAAAAACUUCCCUUAAACAGGCAGAAACCUUGAGCAGAACCAGGUUAUGUUAGACAGUCUACGGUCCACGGCAGCAAAACAUCUGCAGCUGCGAUCAAGAGGAACUUAUGACAUGAUGGAGUACAGGGAUCCCCAGACUCUAAUGGGAAAUAAUGAUUCAAAGUUAAUGAUACAGAAAGAGGACAGAGAAGGAGAGAAAGGUGCUCAGUGUGCCAGUACUCCCCACAGUUUAAACCUGUAGCAACAUGCUGGCCCAGGUCUGAACCAGCUCUUUUCUCUGCUUGGAUCAUUAUUAACAGGGUUCAACUGAUUUCAUGUUUUAACAUCUGUAGUGCUGCUCUUAACCAGUCCUACCUUUAGUUUAUGACUGUAUACAAAGCCAAGGAAAAGGAAACAUUCAGACUUUGCGUUGUAGCCUGUUCCUGCGUAAUAACACCAGCCUGCUGAAUCCAGUCUAUGAUAUUAUACUUCUUCCCAGUCUCCGUCUGUCCCCUAAACUUAAAAGUGAACGUGUCCUGCUGCUGCAGUGGGUUAUGAUGAAAUGAGAGCCAUGUCAGAGGAGAAAUGGAUAUCUGUGCCUCAUUUAAAAUGAAUUUCUCCCAGGACGAUGUUGAACACUGCUGCACUGUGAAGUGCCUCGAAAGGGGACAUUUCUCUUUGAGGUGGGGUCAAAGUUACUGUUCAAAGUUACUGUUACAGGUAUAUUAAAGGUUAUAAGUGAAUCUGAUAGGUGGUGAAACGGAUUUGUUUCUUUAAAAUCACCAUCUCCACUAGAAAUUAUUGAUGUGAUGUUUGUCAUUCACUUUUUUCCAACACUAUGAAUAAAAAAUCUCCAAACUUCAAAAUGACAUUAAAAUUCUGUCUCUGUUUCGGUGAAGGUUAGUGCUUUAUGUAACAGUCAGUCAAAGUUUUGGGUAACUGAUUUAGUUUCCCUCCUCUUUCCUUCUCUUCUCCUCCUCCUCCUCAGUCUCUCAGCUGAAGAGUACAAAGUCUUCUUGGAGCAGAGGGAGGAGAAGCUGAAAGCCGAUGCAGCAGCAGCCGCAGCUGCAGCUGAGAGUUUGCAGGGAAAAAAGAAAUGAAGACCUGCAGCAUCUUUUAUUUAUCAACCUAUUUCCGUGCUCUUUUUUUACCAACUCUGUACAUGAAACACAUUCAUGUAAAAACCUGUUGACCUGGUGUCUCCGAUCUGAAUAAACAGACCGUUGUUAUGUGAUUUGUUUCAGCAUCCUUGAUUGCUUGAAGAUUUGAGACUUUACAACUUUUUUUGUUGAAGAGAUUUCAUUUGAUCUCCGCAUUGAAAAACAGAUAUGAAAAUAUUUUCAGCCUGCAGCGCCUCAUUUCCUCCGAGCCAAGCUAAUCAAACCGUAAUUGUCUUGGAAGGAUUUGUGCAUUUGGCUCUUUGAUGUUAUUAUCUAUUAUUAACACUUUGGGAAGCCUUUUGGCUCUUUGUCAGGGUGUGCAGAUGGCUUUCAUGCACAUUUGACACACUGCUCAGCCAGUGAUCUUAAAGGUUCAUCAUGAAUAAUGCAGAACAUAUCACCAACUUGUAGCAGGGUGAUUAUUUAACUUUUAUUUGCUUUAAAUGGACUCAUAAAAGUCAAAACAUCUAAGUUUACUUACUUGACUCUGUCGUGGCGCUUUCAAACCACGAGUUUAACUGAUAUUUUUUUUGUGAUCAAAUGUUUUUAUUCACUUAUAUUUUCAUUUUCCUCUGCAAUAAUGACAACCACAGUUAUAUCAAAUAAGCAUUACAACAUACACACACACACACACACACACACACACACACACACACACACACACACACACACACACACACAAACACAUACCCCCCACCCCCACUCCUUGGACUUUGACCAUUAAAUGGACAGAACUCAUAACAGAAGGGAAACAAUAUUGAUAACAUUGAGAGAAUAAAAAUAAAUGAAUAACUAAACAAAAGUAAAUAAACCAAAGCAAGAUUAAUAAGACUUGGGCAGAGAAGGCUGCCAUUACUGAUGUUCAUUUGUAAUAUAUCUUGCAAGUCUGGCUUCGAUUUGCUCUGCUGCCAUGUGACAAGAUGAAAUAUUUUGUUUUGCGUUAUGAAUUCGGGCUAAACUGAUAUUAAAGACAAGUUUUACCUUAUGACCAGAGUUUUGUUUCACACAUUCUUAACAGGCUGUGUUUAUGAGUGACUAAAUGCAUUUAGAAUUGGUCCUAUUUUUUGGUUAUUCUGAUGCUCACCAGUGCUGAAAAAACAGUGUUUUGUUUGUAUUUUAGAAGGUUUUAAGGUUAAAAUCUGGAGUUCAGGGAGAUGUUUGCACAACUAACCAUGUCAUCAUUGUAGGUGCUGGAGAGAGCAAGUCCUACACAUUAAAAAUUCAACUUGUUCGGCUCUAAUGUAAAAGAAAAAACAACAACAUUUCAGCCCCCCAGACAUUCUUGUGGUGUGUUAUGUUUUUUGAUGUCAUUGUGUUUUGUCUCUUACUCGGAUGAAAGGUCCAGGGGGACCAAAACGUUGAGCUGUGCAAGUGUGGUGUACAGGACUCAAACUUGCUAAAACUAAAGGUUCAAUCUUGUUUUUGUUGCAACUCCUAUUUGUUUAUUUCAAGUUGUUUUCAUUUAAUGUUUUUCAGAUUUACAUUGCAGGUUUUAAGCUCAAGAUUGUUGGUCAGACGAAUGACGUUGAAGAUCUCUGUGACACAUGGACCUAAGCCUGGUAUUUCUUCACAUUUCCAUCACUAUUAACAUGUUUUUGUGAUUAUUGAGUAAUCACAGUCAUGACUCAAGCACAAUUCCUGUCUGGACAACCAGACUGGGCGUGACUUGCCUUGCUUCACUUUAUCAUGAUGUGCAUCAAUAUAAAAAAAGAUCUAUUAAAGGGUCACUUCACCCUGUGUGUUUGGCAACA